GAGAGAGAGAGAGAGAGAGAGAGAGAGAGACGGUUGCAGAGCUGCCACCAAUACACACUCAGCCGACAAAAUCACCUGCGGAGAGAAACACCGCUCGUAACUCUGGAUCUCCCUCGUGGCUCUGGGAACAAGCACCACCACGUUGUUGUUGAUGCGCUUUUCUCCGGGAAGAAAGCCUGAACCGUGGAUAUCAGAGGGGGAAGGGGGCGCCCAAAUCUGUCCCUGUUUGUUUGAGGACGGGACCUUUUAGAAAGCUUAAGCAACAACAAUGGACCCCGUCUCCUCUGGGAACUCACUCCUGGAGCCGAGCUGUACACUCUCAUGGGAUUGCACCGUUUCAAACCUGGACCAGAUCCGCGUGUUUACUUGUUAAACUGUGUUUAGCGUCUCGUGGGAAGGGGCCGUCGGUCAGUUUGAGCUCGUCAUGCCCACUAGGAACAGGUACAACCUGGUGGACGAUUUGGCGGACUCGAGGAUCCCUCUCCACAAUGAGGAGGCGUACCAGCAUGGGAUUUAUUUCCAAGCCAAGGUGAAACACACUUAUAUCACAUAUUUUUUGCGUCUUUUUUCAUCGAGUUGAGAGUUGUGUUGUUUUGAAGCGGCAGGUGCACUGAGUCCUUUCAGUCUGGGUCCACCAUGAAGUUGUUGACGGCAUGGCUGCUACACACAUGCGAUUUGGGCUACAAGUCUAAUGUGAAAAUGUAGUUUAUGUGUCUGAAAACGUCAUCUGGAUGACAUAUUUAUUAAAAAUUGAAGCAGUCUUUUUUAUUUGAUAUCCACUAAAGUAUUGUAGUGCAUUUCCAGAGUUUUCUUAUCCAGCCUAAUGGUUCCCACCAAAAAUACUCAGGUUUUACUGACUUGGCCACCAUUCAAACCUUAAGGUAGUCAACUGUUUUAAUCAGGAAACAGUGGUUAAAGUAUGAAAAUGAAGGUGUGUUAUUGGUUCAAAAUUCAUAUUUAAGAGUGCUGGUUUCUUUAGCAUGUAAAAACAAAAAUGAAAGUAGUAUUUCAUGGCAUGUGGAAAAAAGAAGUCAUAAAUAUCUCGACAAUAACCGACACAUUGUGCAUACACCUAUUUUGGAAAGCUGCUCACACAACACAAGUCAUACUGGUUGAAAAAAUCCUUAUCUCCAGGGCAGGUUCAUGAACGCACCAUGAGAUGCUGAAUUUAAACACCUUAAAGUAGUCAAAAUAAUUCUAAAAAGUUAUCAAAAUAGGUACCAAAACAAAAACUGGUGUCUAGCACUGUAGUAUCACAAUGAAGCAGCAAGUAAGUGAGUAAGUAAGUAAUAAUAAUAAUAAUAAUAAUAAUAAUAAUGAUAAUAAAUGAAGUUUUUUUAACCUUUUUUUUGUCAUUUCCAGCCAAUCUUAAUUCAAGAUGACUUUCUUCCCCUUUGCAAAGAGGCACUAUAGCGCCCACAUUUCAUCAAAGAUAUUUCAUUUAGCCUUAAAGGGCGGAAAAUUAACACCGAUUUAGACACCCCCUUGAAAGAUAAAAGUUGCUGACUGCUUGUUUCUCUAGUUUUACUAACUUUAGUAAGGACCCCAUGAUAGCAAUACACAGUGGUCUGAGGAGCCAUAAACAAACCUCAACCAAAACGCCACUCUAUAGCUACAACUAAUGCUCAGAACAGCACCUAACUUCAUCAACAGUACAUAUAGGGUCCCAGCCAUAGUACUAGCCACCAAAUAUCUUUUGUAACUUUGCCUGAUUUCUUUAGCAAAGAGACUAAACACAACUCACCUACUCUCUUCCAGCAGCCGCUUGUUUGUAGUGAGACCUCAGGCCAGUCCAUUAUGGACUACAGUGGGGUGACGCAGCUCAAGGAAGAACAUUUAUGAUAAUUUUUUUAUCAUUUCCUUGAAGUAUUAAUCAUUUUGCACUGCAGACAUGGUGGUUCUUCUGCCUUAGCGUCUCAGUCUGAUUGCAUUUCCAUGAAGGGGGUGUCUAACUUGGUGUGACGGUGUGUUUGACCCUAAAUUAAUUUUACACUGGACUAUCCCUUUAAACUGCAUAAACCAGCUUAUUUUAUGUACAAAACAUCUGAUUCUUAUUGACGGUACACUGACUUCCAUUAGGGGAAAACCUUUUAUUUCCACAAUGUUCCCUGUACACCUGUUGUUGCACAAUGUAACUUCGGUUGAGCGGGUACUACCUCCUGGGAGAAGAAAGGCAAAGCUCUCUCACAGGAAGCCCUGAAGGCAAACACCUCCUGUUACCUCUCCUAGCAUUGUAUCCUCAGUAGAAACAUUAUGGUAGAGGUAAAGAGACUACAGAAAAUGUUCACAGAGAACAGAGGAAAAGAGAGUGCAAGCAGCCUAGAUAGACCUUAACUAAUCUCAGCCUGGUUUUUAGUCUUGACUGAGCUAGUGAUUUGCUCUGGACUACUUCAAGACUGCAAAACUACAGAAAAUAUCAAUUUUAGUUUUUGAUUUUGAUUCUUGACUCAAUGCAAAUGUGAUUUUUAAUUCAAACUAUUCCACAUGUUCUUUUGUUUUUACAUUUGGCUACUUAUUUCAGGGUUUAUUCCAGUCUGCUGUAAUUAAUUUAUUUAAUGACAUUAAAGGAAAAUGUGUUUUAGUUUCUUUAGCCUCUAUAUUUUUCACAUGAUUGCAAUGAUGUCAAUAUACAGAGGCAAAACUUAGACAAAAGAUAACAAUUGUUUUAUGCUUUACUUGCAAAACUAAAGCUUUUUUAGUACCUCACUGCAGUAUGUAGUAGUAUACAGAGUUACCCCCAGUCCUUGAUAGGACUGACAGUCUUUCUGGUCCUUCUACAGACUAGGAUUAGUGACAGUUAGAGCUAACUUGCUUAUGUUAGCUUCACAAAUGAUUAGACCAUGACUGACAAUCCUUACUGUAUCUGUUACAAGGUUCUGGUGAACACUAAACCAGCAGUGGGGUUACCAUGCUUAAACUGGCUGCUGGUGAAAAUUUAAGAAGUAUAAAAAUCACAUUUUUAACUUUUUAAAAUGUUUCAUGCUUGUACGAAUUAAGAAGUGUGCUCUAAAUAUGAAUCAAAUUUCCCCCUACCAUACAAAUACACUCUUAAUACAAGAUUCAUGGUAGUCAAAUAUACGUUUUUGGAAUAUCUGUAAGUCGAAAACAAAAUAUUGACCCUGCACAACAGAUACAAUGUAUAUAAAGGAUGUAGUCUUUUGGUUACAGCGAUUAGGCUAAUGCUACUUUGUACCUGUAUGCUUGCCACAAGUAUGCUUGGCUGAAACAGAUUGACAAAUGAGCUUUGGCCAUGGAAAAAAACCAAAACAAAAAGACUGUUUCUUCUACCUGUUGUCAAUCAUCUGGUCUGAUAGUACGAGUAUCUUUUGAAGUAAAUAACAGUCAGCAUAACUGUAUGGAGAAGCAAGCCAGAGUGUAAGCUAUACUGAAUGUAUUGCUUAAGAAGAGGUCACAGUAAAUACUUUAACCAGUUAAAAAAAGCUAUGCUAUUAACCUCUCCAUGGUCUUGUGUUCAGUUGAGGAAUAGGACUGAGGUUUUUGCUUGUGAUUCUGAAGAUAAUCAAGGCUGCGAAUGUAUGAGAUAACAUCUUCUAACCUGAGCGGUCUGAUUGUUUACUACAGUACGUCGGGAGUCUUGACGUGCCCAGACCCAACAGCCGGAUGGAGAUCGUGGCAGCCAUGAGGAGAAUCAGGGUAAGAUGAUUACUUCCCCCCAGAGAGUCUAAAACCAGAAUCGACAAACACAAACUACACACCUUUUAUCAUGGCGAUAAAAAUCACACAUACUGAAAAUGGAGUUUGAGGCUGUUUGAUGAGGUUUGUAUUGAGCUUGUGACGCUUUCACUGUCUGGACAAUUGAACUCUGCUUUUGGAAAAUGAAUAUGGGAUGAGUUUUGUGGGAAUAAAAAGAGUGAGUUGGAUGGUGUGGCGAGAGUAGAGUAGUUUAUCACCCAGUCUGUAUGUGAGAGUGCACAGUGUGUGUGCUAUCACAACUUUUAAUUAAAGUCAGACUGUGAGUUAUGAUAUUGUACUGAGCUAAUAGUUUUGAAAAAAAUGCCAUAAAUAAACUUUUUUCCUUUUGGCCUUAUUUGCUCUCUCUGUUUCGCCUUGCAUUGACUCGCCUCUCAUUGUUAUUCACACCAUUAUAUCAUAGUCAGCCCUUUUUCUUCUCAUGGAGCUCUGUCAAUGGUGUUACUAUGGGGAUCAUGUAAUCAUUUCCCCUCUUGUUGUCCCAGCAGGCCAGCAUUUCCCUUCAGAAGCUAACGCAGAGCCCUAUCAGACAACUGGGGCGGUUCUGCAAUUUGAGUGUGACUCAGUAGACCGGCUUGGCUCAGACACGACAAGGCUCUUAAGCCUGGCUGAGUGAACAUGCAGGAAAGAGAUGUGUGAUUUUUACCUUACAGAGCUACUCAAAAACCCAUGAUGUGCAUUAAUACGCUGAAAAAUUCAUCACUCCAGGGGUAGAACAUUUAAGCAGUUUUUGACUCACUUUAAAGAAUUCGACUUUGUUUUGGCUCAAAUAGUGUAAAAGAUUGGGUUCGUAGGUGGCAAUGUUGUUACAUUGAGUGUGAAACUGUGAGUGCGAGUGUAAAAUCACACAAAACAUGCUGCUGGGAAGAGAGUUUUUAAGCAGACAUAAAAACAAAUCCACCAAGAAAGUCUAUGAGAAAAGUUUUUGUAUGUUUGUGAGUAGGCUGAGAUUGCAGAUUGUGUACAUGAUUUCCUACAAUUCUCAAACUGAAAAAUCAAUACGGCUGUUAAGUAAAUACUGUCUUGAAGUUGAUGCACUACAGCCGAAGGCAGAGCAUGAAACAGCAGCUACAUGCAGGCAGGAAAGAAAAAAAAAAUAACAAUCAGAAAAAAACAACUUUAUCCAGUUUGUUUUAACAUCCAGCCAAUCCUUUCACGCACAAGUAUUUUUAGAAAAAAACACAUUAAAUCAUUAGCGAUUAUUUAUAUCUUUGGGGUUUGUGCUCAGAUAUGGAUGCAUACACUUUAUUUCUGUAUUUUUAGUCCCCCCUGAGAUCCAAAGAAAGGCUUGACUGAAUUAUUGAUGAGUUGGUCUAUUUAGGUUGUAACUCUCAGCCUAUUGUAAAGACUAUUUUUGCCUUUGAAUGGUUAAUGAAUAAAGCAGAGCACAGCUUUCUAGAGUCCCCUGUGACAGAUGUAAACAGCAGGGUUUGGCUGAUGGGAAAGACCAAUCUAUAAAAGACCCAACCUCUAGUUCAUCAAUAUGUCAUGUGUGUUUAAUGCUGUCUCUGCUGACAGGGAUGAGAUAGAUGCUGCUAUUUAUAGGCUUGCAUUAUUACUGUUUGCUGAGUGACUCUGGCUUAGUUUUUACCAUGUCAUGUCAUCUUGGUGUUUAAAGCUUUAAAAAGGACUGCAUCGAGCUGCGAGUCCAUGAGUGACAAGAUUGACGGUUUUAAUGUUGUGAUUUUUAACACUUGAAAAUGGUGUGAGGGGGCAGGUGUCAGCCAAGCAGCUGACGAAACAGCUCUUUAUUUCCCAUCCUCUAUUUGCAUUGAAUGAUAUAUUUGACUGACAUUAAGUGGCAGCAAGAGAUUUCUUUCUCAGAUGGCACAACUAAAGUGUGUACAAGACAUGAUAUGCAAAGACUCCUCUGCUUAUUGGAUGCGCCAAAUUGACACAAGCUUAACGUUCCUCACAAGAAAACACUGAUAGAAGUCAAACUGAAUUUCCUAGAUUGAAAUACGACCAAACUGCACUGUACCAAAAGAUACUAGCUCUCAUCUGUGUUUGUUUACAUCUGGGUAGUGGAGCAUUUUGCAUUAUAGCAGUAGCCAUCAAACCUAGCUACUGCUCUGACAAGAUGUAGAUGGAUACACACCUGCCAGGACACAACAAUGCAUUUUGAUUUUAUAGUUUGACCUGUAUUCCAUCUAUUAAAGGGAUAUUUCGGCGUAAAAUUAAUUUAGGGUCAAACACACCAUAACACUGAGUUAGACAUCCCCUCUAGGGAUCAAUGUUGCAGAUUUCUUGCUUCUCUAGUCAUUUCAUCAUGGAAAUGCAAUCAGACCGAGACACUAAGACAGAAAAACUAUCGCAUCUGCAGUGCAAAAUGACUAAUAUGGUGAUUAUUACUUCAAGGAAAUAAUAAAUUAAUGAUCAUAAAUGUUCUUCUUUGAGCUGCGACACCCCACUGUAGUCUGUAAUAGACUGGCCAGAGGUCUUGCUACAAACAAGCGGCUGCGGCUCUUUGCUAAAGAAAUCAGGCAGAGCUAAAAGAUGUUUGGUGGCUAGUGCUGUGGCUGGGACCCUAUAUGUACUGUUGAUGAGGUUAGGUGCUGUUCUGAGCAUUAUUUGUGGCUAUAGAGUGGCGUUUUGGUUGAGGUUUGUUUAUGGCUCCUCAGACCGCUGUGUAUUGCUAUCCUGCGGUUGUUGCUAAAGUUGGUAAAACUAGAGAAGCAAGCAGUUGGCAAUUUCAUCUCUCGAGGAGGUGUUUAAAUCGGUGUUACAGUGUGUUUGACCCGAAAUUAAUUUUACGCUGGAAUGUCCCUUUAACAUGGAGGAGGCAGGCUCAGAUACAGUCAGUAUGGAUGGUUUUGAAUGUUUUUGCUCCAGUCUUGGAUGGGCUGUCACAUCCUAUGACUGAAAACUUUACUCAAAAUAAAUGUGCCUCUUUCUCUUUAGUUUCUUCAUAAUGUCACUCAUAGCCAAAAAAUAGCGCCAACAUUAACUAUGCCUCUCUUACUUUAAGAAGACAAAGCAAAUGAUCCUUUGCCUGUUGCUUCAACUUUAUGUGAAACUGGUAUUGACCUUUUUUUGCCACUUUGCAGUAAAGUGACCAGGCAAGCCCUCUAAAAUGCGAAAAACAACUUAUUACCUCCGCCAAGGAGGUUAUGUUUUCGGUAGCGUUGGUUUGUUUUUUGGUUUGUCUGUUUGUCUGUUGGCAACUUUACGGAGGAAGUUACAGAUGCAUUGACCUGAAACAUCAUGAACAGUGAACAUACCAGUUUAAACACAAGUAAAAGUUAAUGAAAGACACACAACAGUAAAAGUUUUGGUGUGAAUCACACUAGAAAGGGGGGCAUGAGCUGCUUGGCGGAGGUCUGCGCUCUCCGAGUGCUUUUCUAAUUUUCAUUUGAAUGGUACAAAAGGCGAAAAAAAAAAAACCUCUGUUACACGCUGAUAUGUCACUUGGCAUACAAAAUUGUGUAUCGCAGUGGGAACAUUUCCAGUAAAAUAAAAGUUCAAUAAAUAUUUGAAAAGUCAUAAACUAUCUUUAUAAGUUAUUUAUGCUGCAGUAACACAGGUGUGUAUGCUAAGUGAACUAAAACUAGCUAUCGUGAGCUACAUUGUGUUUGUAUUUCUACUAAAUGUGAUAUCGUCUUGUUUGUGUAAAAACAGGAUUGUUUGUUUUGUAUUUGUUUAGAGGAAACAAGUUCUCCUUUUGGUGCUGGCCAACUUCCUUUUGGGCUCUCUUUAAGAAAAACAUGCUUUAGAGGGCGUGUAAAGACCGGUUGCAAAGUCAAAUGCAGUUAGCAUGUGUGGGGUAAGAUUGCCCAGACUUUCUCCUCAUCACUCUCCACCAAAGAAAAGGACUUUUCAGGCAGAGGACCACUCAGAGACUCUGAGCAAAGAGAGUGAGGAAUGAAGUGAUGGCAAUGGGAGAAAGACCUGAGAGGAAGUCCUGGCAUGGAGAGAGGUUGUGUGGUGGCUGGCAGAGGCGUAGUCGUUUCAUCUCCCUUUGGCUAAUCUCUUUAGUCUCAGUCGAUGUGAGAAAACAGAAGCAAACAUGAGAAGAGAGAGAGAGGCACAGUAGACAACAGCGGAUGAUCAUCUCAGAACAAACUGUGAAUCCGACAGAGUGGGGGGGCUGUGUACUCGCUGAGUCAAGACCUCCGCCGUUUAACAAACACACACACCUGCCACUCCCACAGAGAGAAAGUGAAAGGACCCAGUUUUGUACCCUGUGGAUCUUUUCAGAGUUUUUUUUUUUGUUAAAAUCUUCUCUCUUUAUGGCCGACUGCUCCUACUGUGCCGCCGUGUGAGAACUUGCUCCAUUCAGUUUGACCACUGGUAUAGAAACCACCCUGAGUGCAUUCACACACGCUUUUGCACAUAUGAGUGUGUGUUUGUGAGCUCUGGUGCUCCACAAUAGUGAGAGACCCUUUGCAUUCUAACAACCUCCAUAAUUGAUUAACGCAGCUGAAUGACAAAAGCCGGGGUGGCUGCAUCCCACAUGGCGAGGUGUAGUCGUCCACAGCUCACUGCCUCCGAAAAGGACAUGUGUAUAUACUGGAAUUUACUCAGGACACAAACAUGCAGUAUUUACAGGAGGGCCGUUGUGCCUCUCAAAAAAGAAACAUGUCAGAGGCUAUUCUCUCCUCUGUCAUCCCCCCCUCUCUCCCUCCACUUGUUUUCUUUCCACCCCUCACUCUCCUCCUACUAAAAUAGACCGUCUCAAUUUAGCCCAUCUCAACCCAUCUACUCAGUGCGGACAGGAAUAGAUUUUUUAGACUGAGGGCAAGCUAUGCAUGCUUCCCUUUGAAUUUUGAUCGGCUCUAAUGGGAUUUUAAGCCUCGCUCACAUGUCCGUCAGGAUGCAGCCUCCCUCCUCUGCCAGACUGCCAAGACUCCUGCUAAGAAAUUACAUGGCCCCCUUCUUUCUCCAUUUGUCCCCAUGCCUCCCAGGAGCGUCUCAUGGGAGCAUCUCUUGUGUUCCAUGUAAGAAAAUAAAACUUAACUCAAUUAUUAAUUUUCUUUUUCUUGUACUUUAAUUCCAGUUAGGGUCAGAUGAGUCCGUGUCAGUCUUCUGAGUGCAUGCUGAGCUGUCGUGUCUCAUUCAGGAGCAGAUGUUUAGUAGACAAGAUGGAUAUAGCAGGGAAAACAGGCCCUCCAGACUUUUGAAGAGUGAAACAGAUAUUUUUACUCUGUACUCAGUGUCCUUAAGAGUCUUUAGACUGAAACUGUGGAUGAAGAACCAAAAGAGAGGGAUGUUUCAUGGUAUAUAAGAGAAACUGCAGUGCAACCAUUAAGGUUUUGUCUAGUUGCUGCACAGGUGUGUCGGCUUCAAGCUCUUUUGCUGCUUAAGCAGAUGAAACAUCUACCUCGGAUAACUUCUGCACAAGUAACAGUCUGUUUAUGAGCCAAGACUCACACUGUUGAGAUAAAAGAAAUCUCAAUAAUGAUUGGCAUUAAGAGCAAUUUAAAAAAAAUACUUGUACCUGUAUAGGAUUGUUUUUCCGUUCUGCAUUAUACAUUGGGUUAUGAUAAACACAGAAAUGAAAUACUGUUGACUAUUCAUGGCAGUGACCAUUUUUUACUUUGCUUUUAUCCUGUUAUCCUUUUAUUAUCAGUAUGCAUUCUUCUUUAAUACUGGUGCCUGUCAGAGCUCUUUAAUAACACACUACCAUGCUGUAACCAAGACGUGAGGGAGCUGAAUAUAUUCCAAAUUAAUAUUCUACACUUGGACAAAAAAACGAAGCACAUUACAGAUAGAUGGACGAGGUGAUGGUGAAUAUUGAUACAGGUGCAGACGUGAAACAAAAACAGGAUAUUUAGAGUCUUGUGUUACUUUGAAGUAUAACUAUGAGGUCUAUGAGUGUUUGAAAUAAACUGCAGUCUGAGGUUCCAAUUACCAGACACAGAUUGUUUCUGAUACUUUGCUUCUUUUGUUGGUAGUUUAGGUAACGCCUUUACUGCUGCACUGGACUAAUUUUGUUACUGUGCCCUUUCUACAUUGGUAUGAUGCCAUAAUUUCACUUGAAUGUCAAGUUUCACAAAGGGAUUUUGUUUCAUUUUUUUGAAUUGCAAAAAAACCCAACACAUUAUAAUAAACAUCACAAUAUCUGAUAAAGUGAGAGAUACAAAUUUCCCCUGAAAGGUAAACUUCAAGGUUAAUGAUAUUAGUGUCACCAUAAGGAUUGGGAAGUGGUGAUAGGAAGUUAAAUUGGAGAGAAGUCUGUUUAAAGGGUCUUUUUUUGUUGUUGUUAAAUUUAAAUGCUAGCGAACAGUGAUGUGAUAGUUCUCAUGCACGAACCAGGAUGACAAUUUAUGGUAGUGUUUGUGUUUUGUCCCAAUUCUGAAGCUCAAUGUGAACUCAAAGUAACAUUCGAAGACAAGUGGUCAAGGUCAGACAUUAAACCGUCACCCAAACAUUAAAAUAACACUAUUAACUGCUUAUUUAAUGGAUAGGCUCAACUCUCUCAUGUAUUCAAAGGCUUCUUUUUUCAUUAUCAAUCAUCUGGUUUUCAGCUUAACUUCCAAAAACAUGUGCAUGUUACUCGUCUAGCCACCAUUUCUCUGUGCCCCUCUUCUUUUCAAUUCAGUCUUUAUGGUCAGACUUUGGCAGCCAUCCACACUAAUGCCCAGUCACGCCUGAGGGCUAGAGAACACACACACACACGGAUCAGUGAUAACAUCAUAUACAGUAUAGCUGCUAAUGAGUGUAAAAUACACCAAUGUGACCUUCUGUGCUAAAUCUCCAUCACAACAAAAGCUGUGUGACGGUCAAAUAUCAGCCCGUGGCAAAACUGAAAGACCACACAUGAAUGAUUAAUAACUACUAUUGGAUUGUAAUUUUGCAGAAUUGUAUGUCCCCACGUGUCCCAGAAAACUCGGAUUGAAAUGACAGCACAGCUUAACUCCAGGGGGGGUUCAGAUCUAUGGCAGAACAGGGUGUUGUUUGGCAUGAACUCUCAAGAGUGAAUUGGGGGCAUGUUGUAUUUAGGGAGGCAUGACACAUAUUGGGGGGCAUUGUUUUCACUUUGUGGCCUAUUCAUGCUAGCUUAAUGGCAGAUGUACAGUUGCAUAGUGGGUGACCUAUAUGUGAACUGGAUUAGAUUCGAUGUUAGCUUUCAAAGGAUGCAGUCAGCCUUUGUUUACCAACCCCCCCCUCAAAGAACUGGUGUCCCAUUCUUGUCUAUUAACAAUCACUUAAAAGUGAGUCACUGAUCUUCUGCAUGAUCUGCUGUAUUUAAAAAGAGGGACAUUUAUCUGGGAGUCUUCACAGAUAAGAGGUUCAAGAGCUCGGUAUUAUACUUUGAGUACAAGCAGGACUGGUUGCUGAACUACAGACUAGCAACUAGGGCUGAGUGAUAUGGCCUCAAAUCAGUAUCACGAUAUAUUGAGCAGUUCACCUCGAUCAUGAAAGAUGGAUGAUAACUACUCCACAAGCUGCUCACCCCCUCUAACUUUGUCUACUUCAGCUGCCGCUCCAGCCGCUCCAACUUUUGAACUGUCCUCCAUUUCCUCACCUGUCUUUCCCUCUUUGUUACGGACUGGAUGGAGUGGAUUCAUGUCUCUGAAGUAGGACAGCUUCUCUAAGGGACAUGAGACCAAAGCCUACCUACACACAUCCAAAACCAACUUCUAUUUAUUUUAUUUUUUUAAACCAAAUGUAUUGACAUGGGCAAAAUGACGUUGGUUAUUGUCGUAAAUUUUGGUACCGGUAAAUUUUCGGUUUAUUGCCCAGCCCUACUAGCAAGUUGGAUUGAUGUUAACUAUCACUUACACCCGAGGGGCUGCUGUAUCUGUAAAAACCUGUCUGAAGGCUCUGAACAAGAGCUUUUAAGUGAUGAUAUAACAGCAGGAAAUUUAACUGCAUCAAACGUUAAACAGCUGUAAUGGCAUAACUGUUGAGUUGUUCCAUGACUACAAAGCUGUGUGAAAAUUAACACCCCAAAGCAGUCAAAGUGAAGUGAUAUAGGCAGAGGCUGAAUAGUACCAUAAUGAGGAUGCCAGUUUAAGAAAAGUUAGUUUUUUUUUAGCUGCAAAUCAGGCAAACUCUGUAUUUCACAUUGUCAUCAUAGUUUAGCAGUAAUGCUGUCUUUAAAUUGACAGAGAUGUGAGUAAAUAUACUCAAGAAAUGCCAUGAAUUUGCUCUUUUAACUUUUGGAUUUAAGGCCCAUAAUAAGGGGUGGGAAUCACUCGUGGCCCUACGAUACAAUAUUAUUACGAUAAUUGGGCCAUGAUACGAUAUUAUUGCGAUUUUAACAUUUCGCAGUACAGAAAGUAUUAUGAUACCUUAUAUUGUAAUUUAUACAAUUUUUUCAACUGUUUAGUUAAUUAAGCAUUUGUCUUUUCUUUAUGUCUAUCUUAUUUACACAGUAUUUUAUUUCAUGUAGUACAUCUUGUAAACCUUAUAUUUGUUGUACUAACUGUCUCCUGCUCAGUGAUUUCACCUCUGCCAACCUCACUGGACAAACAGUUGAUUUUAUUUUUCAAUUAUCAUAGAUUUGACUUCAUAUUAGCAAUUAAUUAAAAAAAAAAUCAAUACUUGGUAAAUGAGAUGAUAUGAUAUAUCACCAGACAAAAUAUCGCGAUACUAUGCUGUAUCGAUUUUUUUCUCCCACCCCUACCUAUAAUUACAACUACGGUUGAAUUAUAGAUGUGUUUUUUCAGGCUCUUUGAGAAACAACCAUCUCAGUCAUUUUUCAAUUAGAAAUUUCAAACAAUCGCUGGUCAAGUCUUCUUAAUACUUGAACUUGCAACUUUUCUUUUUUUAUUGUUAAUACUAGAUAAGUCUUGAUAUUUUGUCUGUAGGCUGGUCUAAAAAGGUGAUUUGAAGAUGUUAUUCUUGACUUCAGGUAACUGAUAACCAUAGUAACAGUUUUUCAAAAUCAUGAAAGUUGUCGACAGUUUUCAACAAAAAUGAUCACAGGCUGUGAAACCUGAUGCAUCCUAGAAGAAGUGAGAUGAGAAACCUGAUUUCACCAGCAGCCCUCUGAGUCCCAAAACAUCACCCCUGUGAAGAGAUUUCUGCUCCUGCUGCAGUUGAAAGCUAUGUUUUACCUUUGAAAGAUGCAUAGAGUCGUUUUAAUGCACACUUGAGUUAAUAGCAGGUUAUGUAAGCCUCUUCUUUUUUGCUUUGCUCGUGCUUUUUCCCACACUUGUGUGCUGUUGGUUAAAUACACUGCAGGGACAGCAGGUCUUUACUCACAUGGAUGGACAGACAGGUGGUGAGUGGUCCCUGCCUCCUCUACUAGCAGCAUGUCGCACGCAUAAAAUCACACACACACACACACACACACACAGGCUUCUGCUUUCAUCAUCCGCCCUGAAGCUGUGCCAUGUCUUUCAGCACUACAAUUAGUCAAGCUUUAUAUACUCUGAUCCUCUCUACCCACGCUCUCCCAAAACAAGCCCCAUGCUAAGAAAAAGACAUCACUAAAGCCAUGAACUCAAUCCUCCUGCAGCGCCUGAAGGCACAUUUUCUUCAGAGACAUUCCCAGACCAUUGAUAUCUGCAGCCUCAGCAUAUAGUGGAGAUAGCCAGGGUUUUAUUUGCUCAGUGCAAUUCAUAAAUUUAUGCAGUGUGUUGUUUGUAGCAUUUGGAAAAAGGGUGUUUUUUUUUCAAGAACAACACAAGAGAAGUGUGGGACUCAGCUUUUUCUAUCAGACAGACAGAUAAGUGUCUUAAAUCAAAUGAUUAGUGUUGGCAUUUUUAACCAGGUCAGCUCCAUAUAGGGUCAGGAUUAUUUUUUUUCGCAAUAUGUCAGCAAGUCAGAGCUGUUAGUAACAUUUCAGUAUAAAGGUCCAGGUCCUGAAACCUGCCUGUUACUGUUGUUGCUGCUGCCAAGCAGUCUGUCACUAAUCUCAACUACAAACACAGCAUUAGUCAACAAAGCAAAGGCUGGACAUGUGUCAGUGUAUAGGGUGGGUGAUGUUAGUGUGCCUCUGUGUAUGUGUAUGUGUUUGUGUUUCCAUACCUGCAUGUUGGCAGCCAUGCAGGCAUCCAGGCGUUCCUAUGUCCUUGGGUUUACACAGACUGCCAUAUGGACAGUGUGAGGGUGGAAAUUCCUAUAGAUGUAUAAGGCUAGGACAAAGUUACAGGCAGCUUGUAUAAGAGGAUAAGAGGACCACCCGGCUUGUUAUUAGAGCACAGUUUAAAUGCCAGUAUUCAUGACGGUGUGGAGAUGCAGCGUCAAGGCACGGGUAGCUUACACAUCCAGGAACGCACCAUUAAUACUGAAUACGCUCCAGGUUUUAAAGCAGACAAAACCUUUCCAGAGAAGAUCUUCUAGUUUCCCUGUAUUACAACAGCAUGACUCCAUAGUACAGGUGUCUGGGUGCUAAGCUGGCCGCCUGCAGUCCUGACUUGUCGCCUUGUAAAAGAAUGUGGCACAUCAUAAAAGGAAAAUAUGAUUCAGGAGAUCCUGAACUGUUCAGCAGCUGAACUACUGUUUCAGGCAAGAAGGGGACUCUGUAUAUCACUCUUAAAACGACCUUUACUUUUCCCCACAGCAUGUUGUUCAAACAGAAGUUCGAGUUGUAGCAUUGGUGCACCCAAGUUAAAUAAGUUUGGAGAACAAGCCACUCAACAAAAAUGUAUCCAUAUUAUCCGCACACUUGUCUUGAUAUCUCUUGUGUUUGGCCCUCUUUCUGUCUUCAUAAAAAAUGAAAAAAAAAAAGUAAUAUCAGUUAUAUAUAUUGGCUGGUAUUGGUCGACAACUAUUUCAUUACUUAAAGGUGGUGUAGGCUGGAUCUGAGGAAGUGCCAGUUUUUGUGGAGAAACCUUGAAUGUAAACACUACCCCUCCCAACCAGUUUUCCCCUCAGCUCCUCCUCUCCCCUCCCUCUCUGCUCCAGCAAGCCCCGCCCUAAAACAGACGCUCCUGCUCGAUCGUAUAGUUUCAAUUAAAUUCAGAUAUAAUGCAGAUAAAUACUUCAGAUAAUUACAAAUGGGGUCCAGUUAACAUCAAAGUAAAAAGCAUUGGUGCUACUGUAGAUGCCAACAGACUACCAGCAAACACAAUGUUUGCAGGACUUCUACAACUAGGAUAAAGUGACCAGGACCCGAGGGAAACAGUUUAGAGGUGCUACAACACGCGGCAGGUCCCGUUUGAAAAGAAACACUUUUGUUACAGACACUUCAAGAUUUGGUCUUAAAAAAUUCUUCUCCUAAAAGUUGUCCUGGUACAGUGCCAUGGUGAACUCCUGAAAAUUUCUCUUGUAACAUCAAGAGAAGUCAACAUUGAGGUCAGGGCUUCUUCAUUUCUUCCCCUUUUCUCAUGCUGGCCUCUGUGUCUUAUUUGCUUUUAGUAUUUCUCUAAUCUGUACAAGAAAAUUUAACCCUGCUGGAUUUGUAGCAACUACAUGCAGCUACAGAACAGAUGAAAACUCUUUUAAUAUUUUGUAUAAACUUGAAUUUAAUCUCUGUUUUCUAUUUUCAAACCAAGUUGUUGUUAUUCAAAGUAAUUCCAUUUUGUUGCUUUUUUUCUGUUUCUUUAAAAUUAUUUCCGGAUUGUAAGUUGUGCCCCUCUGCCUGGCAGCGCUCUUUCUUAGCAUGAGUAGGCAGAUAAACUAGGUCUAUUGUAUUACGGUAUCGUUUGUUGGAUAAUGAUUGAGGAAAGCGCUGCAGGCUUUAGAGCUGGCAGAUAGGCUGCCCUACUUCUAAAUGAUAUUUGGAGUUGUCAGUGUGUGUGUGUGUGUGUGUGUGUGUGUGUGUGUGUGUGUGUGUAGAUGUGUAUAGGUGUGUGUGUGUGUGUGUGCAGUCAUCUCACUCCUCUCAUCUUGUUCCAGCGCGCUGCAUGGGAAAGCCUCAAGGUUUCGUUCUUCUUCUCCCAUCAUUCAAGAUCUCCUCCUUGCACCGACUCCUUUAUUUGUCUCGCCACCUUCACGCCUCUUUCAUCGUAGCUACAUUUAUUCUGCACUCUUCUUCUCUUGUCUCAGUGUGUGAUUGUUUAAACAUGCAGGAGGCAGACAGGGUCUAAAAGCGCUGAUGCCGAGCUGACAGUAAAUCGUUACCGGCUUCCUGAUGUGACAUCUCUAUUAGCUACUUACAGACAUCAGAUAUUCCUGGAUAAAACUCAUUUCUGUGGAAUAUUUGGGAAUAAUUAAAAAACCACAUACACACACAUACAACUACCACAUACAAGAAAAAUAUUCAGUCUGAUAACAAGGCUAAAAAAGGUUUUUAAUAAAGGCAUAUGUGCUGCUAGUGAACGAGACCAUGCGUUAAAUUGUCACUGAUGUCUGAUAAAUUGUACCAAAUUGUAAAUUCUGCAGUCCACCAUUAGUCAAAGGGAGACACAACUUCCCCGUGUUCCCAAACUUAGUUUCACAUUGAUGCGAGCUACUUAUGAUGAAGUAAAAGUGAGAGCUGAUGGAGCAGAGAGACUUGCCCUCGUUCUGCUGUUGAAAAAGAUAGAAAGGGUGCACUUCAUUCAAAGUACAGGACUUAACUGGGGCGACACAGCAGGCGACACAAUAUCAUUCAGUCUUGAUCGUUAUACUUUCAUGUUUGUGGGCGGGCAAACUCGUCAAUGAAAACUGAUAAAUUAUACUUCAUUUUACUAGAAGUUCCACCUCUGACAAGGCAAAUAGCUUCAUAAGCUAGUGUAAUAAUGUUUAUUUAUUUAGGUAUAGUAAUAAGACAGGGUAAGAUAAUCCUUUAUCAUUCCCACAGAAAAUUUAGAAUAGUAUUGCAGGUAUGGCCUCAAAUCAAUAUCACAAUAUAUUGAGCAGUUCACCCCAGUAAUGAUAAAUGGACAAUAACUACUCCACAAGCUGCUCCCCCCUCCCACAUUAACUUCGUCUACCUCAGUCGCUGCUCCAGCUGCUACAACUUUUGAACUGUCCUCCAUCUCCUCACCUGUCUCUCCCUCUUUGUUAUGGACUGGAUGGGGUGGAGUCACGUCUCCAAUGUAGGACAGCAUCUUGAAGGGACAUGAGACUAUAUCCUACCUACUCACAUCCAAAAUCUACUUUUAUUUAGUUAUUCUUUGACACCAAAUAUACCAAUAUGGGCAAAAUGACGUUGGUUAUUGUUGUAAAUUUCGGUAUCAGCAAAUUUUCGGUUUAUCUCCUAGUCCUAUUUCCAUAUAUAGGCUCUAGGAGCUGAGAUCAAGCAGCCAACUUACCUGUUAAGAGAAGGCUGACUCUUCAAGUGAACCACAGGUGAUUUGUAAGACAAGUCAAAGUAAGUCAAACUAUGGCACUUAAAAACUGUACAUUUAAAAGCAAAUUCUAAGAUUAAAUGCAAAAAAAAAAACAAAAAAAACCUGAAAAAUGUCAUUAACAAGGACUAACUUUAUAUUCAAGGAGGAAUGUGUAAAUUUUUUAAAUUAUAUGUACCCUGUUUUUACUUGUUUUUUUAAUCUCCAUCUCUUCACCUGUCUUUCCCUCUUUGUGACGGACUGGAUGGUGCGGAGUCAUGUCUCUGAUGUAGGACAGCAUCUUAAAGGGACAUGAGACCAUAGCCUACCUACACACAUCUAAAACCAUCUUCUAUUUAUUUAUUUUUUUGACACAGAAUAUAUUCACAUUGGCAAAAUGACAUUGGUUAUUGUCGUAAAUUUCGGUAUCGGUAAAUUUUCGGUUUAUUGCCCAGCCUUAAUUGCAGGAAAGGCAAAAACAGUGACUUUUUGAAAUAUAUUACUCAAAUAAAAGCCAGAAUCAUCUCGAUAACUACAACCCUACUUUUAUUUUUGUAAAGUAUUUUAUUACUUUUUCUCCCCCAGCUCCUUGAAAAGCAAACAAGACCAUCAGUGACAAGAAUAACAUAACCACUGUAAAGAUGUCAUUUCUAGACAUUUUCCCAUGCUCUGAAGAACAAGACUCAAUAAAUAUUUCAGUUUUAAGCGGCAUUGAGUUGUAUGCUAAGAAUUUCAUAGAAUAGCUGCUCCCCUUGCACAAUUUUCUAGUUUGUCACUGUGUUGUAAUGUGACCCUCAUUUGACUGGUGCGUGGAUGAGAAAGAGCCCAUCUGGUCACUAAAACUGUGCUUUCUGCUGCAGACUGCUGGGAAUACAAGAGUCGACCCUGUUACACUCUAAUUGGAUAAAUGAUGUGUGCAAACUGCUUCUGCUCAUCUUAAGGACACGAAACUGCUUUAGCAUUGCAAACCACACAGCCGCUAACACGAUAAAGUAUAAUCCGAUGUCCAAGUUGACGGGGGUAAUGUGGAUGUCACUCAGAUUAACAUCAUUCAGAGUCACAGAGGACCAUAUCCUUGCCUGUCAAGCUCUGUCCUCUCAUUAUACACACACCGUUUAGGCUGCAUGAAGUUUGAAAAGAAAACUCAAGUGUAUAUUUUCAUUUUUAUUUUUGAUCAGAUUAGAAGAGCAUCUCUGCUGUGUGAUUCCCAGUUUCUGUUUGUGUAACACGCCCCUCUGCAGAGAAAGUUGGAGAAGCUGUUUUUGCUGCAAUCAUUGUUAUCUCCACAUGAAUCAACCCAUCAGGGCAGAAAAAAAAAACUGAAUGAGUAAUGAGAGAGACAGCCCAUAAGCAGUAUAAUCACAUGCACUGGAGGCGUUCGCAUAUUUUUGGAUCAGAAUCUCAAUUUCCCAAACUCUGUGCUUUUUGUCAUGUUUUCAUCUGCUUCCUUUAAAUAAUUUGAUCCCAAUUGGACGUCAGCUUUUUAUCUAUCUGUGUGUUUGUGUGUUCUGAUAAAGCCCGCUGCUCCCCUCACAUCUUUUUCUUAUCUUUUGUGUUUGAUUGUCUCCGUCUCCCCUCGCCAUCACCGACAUCAAACACAUCAAACAAGUGCAGGAGUGUGUCGUGACUUCCUAACAUGAUCCAGACUCUGUUAUCCCAGCUAAGGGUAUUACAGAGCCGACCUUCGCUGAAGUUGACCACCUUUUGUCACAGUCACAGAUGAUGUUAGACGGUAACACACCAGCUGAACAUUUGAUCCCAUUGGUUUUCCUCUCUGAGGUUUAUAUGUAAAUUUUCAGUGAGUGUUAAAUGACGUAGAACUUAUAUGAUUCAGUUAGCCUGUUAACCAAGGCUAAUGGUAUGUUGGUAGACUGUUGGUUGUGAACUUUGUCUCAUUUUUAAAUACUCAGUUCAGUAUAAAAGUACCAAGCCAUACUAGCUAUUUAUGAGGGGUGGGAGAAAAAAAUUAAUUGCUAAAAUGAAGUCAUAUCUGUGAUAAUGGAAAAAUAAAAUCAACUGUUUGUCCAGUGAGGUUGGCAGAUGUGACAUCAUUGAGCAGCAGAAAGUAAAAUAUUGUGCAAAUAAGACAAAUAUAAAGGAAAGCCAAAUCCUAAAUCAGCUAAACUGUGGAAAAAUUUGUAUAAAUCGCAAUAUAUUGUAUCACAAUGCUUACUGUAUUACAAAAUGUUAAAAAUCGCAAUAAUAUAGUAUCGUGGGGCCACUCGUGAUUCCCACCCCUACUAUUAAUGCUUAUUUGCAGUACUGCGCAUUUACUUCAGAGUACGAUACAACGUUCGCCCCCAGUUAGGCACAGUAGUGCAAGUAAAAUAUGAUCUGAUUUUCAAUGGCGCUUCGUUUUUAUGUGUCUUUGCAGCAAAACCUGUAACCAGCUGGGAUGUCACUGAGGGCCAGAACUCUGUAGCUUUAUCUAAAUUUGAAAUACUAGUGUUAACAAACUGUGCAAUAAGAAAUCUUUAGUCUGGGUUUAAACAGUACCUAAUAGGUGUGUUUUUUUAAGUGUGGCUAAGUCUAGAAGAGCUAGCACCACCAUUUUUUGUCAUUCUGUCAUGUUAAUGUCUAGCUAGGGUGAUGACUUUACUUGCUCAUUUAAUCAAAUUCAUUUCACCUAAUGAGUUUUUAGGACAGCUAAUCUAAGCCUGUGGUUGGUGGUAUGCCAUCAUUAGGAAAUACCGCAUUAGAUAUCACAAUAAGAGCAGUAGAUUGUUGGCUUUUUUAUAUAUCUAAGAUAGCAGAGUGAUCAUUUAGUCAUCUUGAACACUGUUCAUUCACACUAAGCCCUUUAAUUCUGCACAAAAGAUAUAGCAGCUCUUGAUCAUUUGAUUGCCUGAAUCUGCCGCAGUGCACGGCUCAUUGUGAGCCGAAGAGGCUCGGUAAUAGAGUGCAGCUACAUGAAAACAGCCUAUGCUGACAGUUUUUGGGUGUUUUUCACCAGGAUUUAAGCACCUCUCUUUGGUAUCAAACCAUAUUUAUCCCGACACAAGGAUGGAAGCAGUAAGUUUGGGGGGGGGGAUUGGCGCAGACGGCAGUGAAUUGAGGGAAAAUGACCGUCAUCAAUCAGUGCCAUGUGGUGGCACGCUCGACCUGCUGCUGUCAGACGAGUUGUUGCUGGAGGAGCUGUCUCCGUCCCCUCAGACAGGGAUUUAAGCUACUCAUGACUGAGCUUUAUAAAAGCUCACACACACUCUCAAAGACUCCUCUAAGGGGCUGUUUGGGGCGUAUUUGCAUGUGAGGCACAGAUGGCACCCCUGAUUCACUCCAUGUUUACCCCCUUAAACAGGGUUAACAUGUGCUUAAGCAGGCAGUCGGCCUCAAACCUCAUAUUGUUUUAUUAAAUAGUUUGUCACCUACUUUUUCUCUCCGCCUGCUUUCUUUUGUUCACAGCAUGCACUUUCAGCUCCUCAGUUUUCUGUGAUUUCACCUUACAUUUAUGUUUGAGGUUUGCUUUAUUCUGAUCCUUUGUCAGAUCUUCUCCUUAAUGUCUAAAAGUUUUUCUUUAGAUUUGGAACAGCAUAACAUUUUUUGUCUCUCAAAGUGUUCAAAUUCAGAAAUAAAUUAACAAUGAAGUAAACGAGUAAAUCUUCCCUUCGCAACAGUGGAGAGUUUUAAUUUCUGCAGCAAAAAUGAUAGUAGUACCAUUUUAUUUAGUGCUGAUCAAACUCUCAUUUAGCCGGCUUAUUAUUCCAGUUUAUAAAUUUUAAUUUCACAACUUUUGUUAAGUGAUACAUCAAACAAACCCUAAAAACCACCAUGUGGGAGCUGAGUCUGAUAUGAGAACUUGUUACACAGUGUUUUUCAUUGGAUGCAUGCUGGUUCUUGUUGCUUGCUCUCUCCCUUCAUGUGCUGGUUAGUCGGAUUCUGAGACCUGUGAUCUGACAGGGUCUUCUGGGUAAUCCUAUUACCCUGACUGCUGCUUUACUCGACUACUGCAUCACACGUAGCCGCGUUCAGCAUAUCUGUAUCAAAAUCACUCCAUUGCCAUUUGCUGCUGGAUGCUCUGCUGCCCCGGAUUUUGGCCUCAUUCUCUAACCUGCCUGCCUGUUUGUACUCGGAUGUAUUGGUUCUGUUUUAUCUGUUAUUGAGUUCUAGAUCAGCCCAGAUACUCUGACUGAAGCUAAAAAGGUUUCCUUUAACACUGGACUGCACAAAGCCUAAAUGGUACCUAGACAGUCUCGCUUAUUGAGCCAGUGAAGCACUUUAGGAAAUGAUGUGCGACCAUUUACAAGCUUUAGAAAGCUUUUGCAUGAGUCUCUGUUGCAGUCUGGGAUUAUACAGCACUUCACCUGUCUGGUUUUACAGUUUAAGUUGUUCAUGCUGAGCUAGAUAACAACUCAACAAGAAAAUGCAAAAUUUAAGAGAAUUUUUUUUUUUAUUCCAGUGAGUUUUUGAGAAAUUCACUGACUUGAUUCUGCCUCUAAAUUAAUUCCACAAAUCUACACACCCCUAAAUCAACAGUUUUACAUGUCUGUCCAAGCAAUCAAACCAGAUUGCAUUUAUAAAUCAGUUUACAGGGGUAAGUCUUUAACCAAAAAGCUACAGUGUGCUGUGCCCACCUGUCAGUCAAGUCAACUGCACCUCUGAUUUGCCAAUUUCUACACCUCAAUAUCCUCUAAAUAAAUGGGAUACAAAACAAUCUUAUACCAGGCUGUAUAGUGUUUAUUUUUGCUCUAAUUACAGGCUUUUUUGGUUUGGUGUGUAUGUGGUUUCCAGUGCUUCUGCAGGCAGCCUCAAGCAGACACUCAGGAACUUGACUUCUCAAGACCAGAGCUUCCCACUUUGUUGAGAUCCAUUUAAUAUUAAAGCAUGAAAAAUGAUUUGUGUCUGUGUUCUAACUGAGAGUCUAAUUAACAGCCAAGAAUUAAAGAAACUAACUUGACUUCUUUUACCACCUUAAAAAUAUCAUCUUUGUUUCAAAAGUUUAACCACUACACAAGUUUAUUUUUAUCUUACAGUAAAGUUCAUCCUCAGCGUAGAGGCGUCAGCUGCUGCUGCAUCCCACUGAUAAUACGGCUGGUGUCCUUACUUGUUUUAAUUCCUUCACACUCUGCUGGUCCACACACGUCUGAAACUCACAUGAACUGAGUCCAGAGAUUCUCUCUUUGAUGCAGAAGAAGAUUGUGAAAUGAACUUAUCAGUGUUAACUUCUGCUUUCAUUCUGAACGGUGAAAGUCAAACUUACAAGUGAAGCCACAGAAAGGGCAACACAAGUUUGAGUGGGAUGGGAACAUUUUUGGAGUUUGAUUCCUGCAGGGCAGAAGCUUCAAACUUCAUCAUCAAGCAUGUUAGUAUUCAUGUGAAAUAUGGAACAUAUAACCCACCAAUCUUCUCGUGUUGCUGCAGCUCCAGAGGAGAUAUAUCCAAAGAUAUUUCUACAUAUGAAUGCCUGUUUUUGGACACUGGAGCUUUGAAAUUGGCUAGACAUUUGCAUUCAUCACACAGCAGGAGACUGUCUAAAUAUGAUGUAUUUCCAAGCACUGGAAACAGUCGAUCUGGCUCAAGGAGAGGUGCACUGAUUUUUCAUUGCCUUUGGUAUGAAAGCGAUGAGCGACAGCUGCCUCAGUCAGAAGGGGUACACCUGCUGUCCACUGUCAUAACAAAUAUUCACUUAUCGCUAAACCCUGAACAUGUGAGGAUCCCACCUUUUCAGGAGUGCUUUAAUUAAAAAAUUAAACCAUCACUUGGAUCAGUACAGUUUUUAAUGUGAAAGGAAGGGGUGCCAGUAAUCGGAGGAGGAGAUAUAACAACAAGAAAGUGAGAGAGCUGGGACAGCAGACGGAGGGGUUCAUAUAGGAAGCAGAAAAAGCCUAAAAUAGCAACAAGGCCAAAGAAUUCAUGUGAAAAUUUGUAAGCAACAUACAGAAAAACAAGUCCAAAGUCACCCAUAUGAGUGGACUUGCAAACUGUGAUUGCAGUCGUGAAAGACAAUGAGGAAAUCAGUUAAAAAAAAAGGCGGGUUAGUUUAGGUAGGUAAGUUAACUGAUUUGAACAAUUGUGUUCCCACAUGCAGCUAUGCUUUUUGACAUUUUUAGAAGUGAGGAGCAUGUAUGAAAAGAGUUGAAGAGAGAUUCUUUUCCUCCUUAUAUCUACACCAACAAUGAUCUGAUACAUGGUGACUAAUUUUCUCUAAUUGCAGUGGAGUUUCUUGUCUCUCUGAUUUGCAUUUUAAGGAGUGAGACUGCCACAGUCUCUUAUUGCGCUGACUUGGGGGAGAUUAAGAUGUGUCAGACUCUUCAGACUGCAGGUGCAGCUCUGCUCUUCCUCCAUUUCUCCACGCUAUAGGACAUGCUUACAUUUUUAUCCUUUAUUAAAAUUCUGACAGCACACAUGUAAGACUUUAACUGUUACAUUACUUUGGAGUUUACACAAGUUAUGUAAAAAACAGUUAUCAGAACAAUCAGGGACACCAAGUCUAACUGAAGGCUUCUUCAAAGGUGUACAUGUUGAUAUAGUAAGUGCGUAUCCUUGUGCAGCCUUUCUCUGUAUCUCAUUGAGAAAGAGUGUUUGGCAUGCUCAGAUUGUUCCUUUGUAUUUUCCCUCGUCCCAUGUGACUAACCCUGAGUAGCUGCCGUCAGUGCACUGGGACUGGCUGUCCUCUCACCGUGCCUGUCAGCGACUCACUCAGGCGUGAGUCCAUUCUCACUGCAAGGGCGCCAACACUCAAGGAGUGUCUGCCCAGGCCCGCGCUGGGGCUUAGCUGUUUCCUCUGACAAGCCCGCCUCGAGUGGAGUUGACUCCUCUCCAAAGGUACGGGUUGACUCAUCCUGCAUCGCGUUUAAUGUCUUCAGCUGUGCGGUCUUUUCUUUCUGACCUUGGGGUAUAAUGGUGAUCAAUCUGGUUUACUACACACUCUGUUGUAAAGGCUGCCUAGAGUUUAGGGGCUUUGAUUCUUUCUUUCCCUCUGCACAGGCACAUUAACAGAGCCAUAGGACUGAUCAAUUCUUUCUGUCAGCCACUAUAUACACUGUUGCGGUGUAAGUAAUGAAAGUCAUUUAUCUAUAAAGUCACAGCUGUAGCUCCCAGAUGGAGCUGGUGCACAGUCGCUGCCAGCAGUAGAUGCUAAUCUGUCCGACAGGAGUAUCAGAAAUGCCUCUAUUAUUUAAAUGCAAUACCAGGUGAAUGCAUCUCUUUAUGAUUGGUACAGUAGUUAAAUCAAUUGUUCCUUAAGUUGGGCCUGACCGAUGUGGAUUUUUGGGGCCGAUGCCAAUACCGAUUAUAAGGGGGCAAAAAAUCUGAUUACCGAUUAAUUGGCAGAUUUUUAAAAUUUUUCAUGAAGUUAUAAAAAAAAAUAUAUAUAUAUAUAUAUAUAUAUAUACAUAUAUACUGUAGAUAUCUACAGUAUACUAUAUACUGUAAAUAUACUAUAAACUACUGCUCUUCACGCCGACAGGAAGGCCGACUGAUCAAACUCGGACCAGAGAAGCGUUUUCAACUACCCCCGCCAAUAGGUGCCUCCUGGUCUUAACUCAUGUUACUCAUUUCCGGUCCGGUCUCAUCUGGAGACAUGUAGCUGCCUCAGUAAGAGAAGUAGCUCGAUCACAUAAUGUGUACUGUUGUUUAUUGUGUCGUUACUGGCACGGCUAACAGUGUCGCAAGGCUAAUAGCAGAUGGCUAACUCUAACUUUAGCUUGCAUAUUACAUGGUGCGUCACCGUUAACUUGGCGUGACUGAGACCAGCACAGCGGGGAACAUCGUGAACUGGGUUGAACUGAAACUUGUUGACUUAUUGUGUAUUUCACAAACUGGUUUAUUUACCGUUGAGACGGACAACUCUCCUCCGUGCGUCCCUGAGCUGCCUGCUGCAGAUCCUUCACUCUGCUGUGCUGUGAGGUAGUUAGUGGAUGAAGACUGUCAUGAGGUCGCUGCGCCAUCUACAGGAUUAGUCGGGGAACUUUUCAAAUGGCGGAACAUUUUCGAGGUGAAACUGAAUCUUAUUCUUUGCAUUUUAUUUCUGAAAAUAUUGGAGAAACACCGCAAGUUUUGGCCGAUUACUGAUUAGUCUCAAACGAGCUAAAAUUGGCCGAGUUAAUCGGCUCACCGACAAAUCGGUCGGACCUUAUCCUUAAGUUCUCAAUUUGUUUCCUCUUGUCUAAAACACUGACCGUCACAGGCACUAUACAGCCUAAAAGGGGGAGUGAGGGAAGGUGGAGCAGACUACCUGACCUGGGGGUAUGAUGGGCGCUGGAUGUCAUACUGACAAAACAGCUUGCUGAUAACCUUGUUUAUAUGUUGACUCAUCUAAUCGCCAUGGUCAGGGUGUUGAGGCCACUCCAAGUUCGGAAGUAUCAGGCACAAGUUUCUUACAUUUCUUUAUAAAUCACACAAAACACUCCAUUUACGUCCAAGAAAUGAAUAUUGCAGGAAGCUUUGUGUCCCAACAUCCUCUUAUCCACUAUUUUCAGCCCAUCUCUGGGGUCGUGACCCAUCCUAAUUUUGCCAUUCAGUCUAUUUCCUCCAGUAUUGCUCAUGAGGAUGUGCUUUAGUCUUGAGGUAAUGAGUCAGUCUUUCCAUGGACUUCCUCUACUCACUGUGCUGGCUUUAAGAGAUCACAUUUAAACAUUUUCUUUUUUUACAUGCAAGUAUUCAGAUUUCUAAGUCUUUCUUUUGAAUUAUGUUGCUGGUAAACAGGCCUGAGUACAUAAUCCAAGCAUCCCUGAGAUCUUGUAACCUAACAUCCUCAAAAAUCCGGAUAACCUUGUCCCAAAAAGUUUGUUUUUCUAUAUGAGCAAUAAAAUAUGUGAAUGAUUGGCACAUCAUUGGCCUUCUUGUAAAGUCAAAUGGGAUCUAGAUAUUUAGCUCUAGAUCCCAUUUGACUUUACAUGAAGUGAAUUAUUUCUGUCUAAUUCUUCUUUUUAGCAUCUCAGGAAGGUCGUUCCAAAGUCAAAGGGCACUGAUGAGUAAAAGCACGAGUGUCUUUAGAUUUCAGCCUUGAUUUUGUAAUGACAAGAAGAGCCCAGUCCGAGUUUCCAAGGUUGCAAGAUGUAUGAUUUAGCUUAGAAGCUAUUAAAGUGGUCAAUAAAACUUAAAAUUGAUGAAGUACUAACACCAAAAACAAAGUUAGUAAUCAAUAAACAUGAAUUAAAACUGCAGCUGUACUUUGAAAUUGUGUAUAUUACCUCACUUUUAGGCAAUAACCAACCAUUUAGCAGCUCUGUAGGCUAGCCGCUACCAGUUUGGUGCCAUCUCUCCCACAGGAGCAGACUGCUGCUGCUCACUGGAGGACGCCAAAACACCAGUGUCCAAUCCGGGAUAUCCUCACUCAGGCUGAAACCUCUCACGCAGGCACAGACAGGCACCAGCAAGCAUCGAAAUGCCAGGAGAAACACAUUUUUCUGAUUAUGUCUGCCUGUCUUUUACUUGUAUCUUGCUCUUUCUUGCUGUCUGUUUUAACACAUAGCCCUGCCCGCCUGCACACACGCAAACUAUCCUUCCCCCUCCAAUCUAGGCCAAGGUCAUUGUCCGUGGCGGCUCUCGAGGUAAUUGCUCCCCUUAUCACACUCCUGCUGACUAAUAAUGAGACGUGCCAGUUCACUCCGGAGGUUCAGGCCCCCUUCCUUAGCGUCAUGGGAGUCACUCUGUCCUCCCCGUUCUGCUGCAGGGCUAAUAGGCCUGUCUGAAAAUACCUCUCCCUGGGAGAGGGACUAGUUGAGCAGCGGUGAUUAAAGCUCCAGUUCUGUGUUAAACUAACAGGACUUUGUGGAGAGCAGCCGCCUCAGUGCCAAAACACGUGAUUUCUUUCUAGUCUUCACAGUUGGGAGUUUGAAAAUAAAAUAAAUGUGCUAAUUUUACUUCAAACUGUUUCCUGCUACUUGGAUUUCCAGGAAUCGUUUUCCUCCUUAAAUGCCAGGCGGUCGUGCAGCUGUUGUAUUUCUCAGCUCCCAAGACAGUCUUCUCUUUGUUUGCUAAAUUGUGAAAAAGCUGUGAAAUUCCUUGGAAGUCCCCAAAUCCUGGGAAUUGUAAUGAAGGCGUUGCCGGGUUACGAUCUAUAGCAGCUAUUGUGUACUCCUGUAUGGAUUCAUUUGUACUGCAGGGAGCACCACCGACCAACAAUGCGCCCCACAUUCCUCUGCUUUUCAGGAUCAACUGAGGGGCGGGGUUGCCCAUAUUUUCCUGUUCCAUGAUUUGGUUUGCAAAACUAGAUCCUGCAUAUUUAUUCACUUCAGGAAUAUUCAUGAAAUCCAGGAGGGAAAAAGGGCCCCACGCCAACUUUUGCUUUGAAUAUCUCUGAUGCCAGACUUUGAAGUGUGUAUCAAAACAUCAGCUGGAGGACUCGGAGGCCUUUCAUUAAAGCUUGUCGUUGGCUGGUACCUUUUUUGAGAACUUUUCCACAGUGAUGACUGGGAGCUAUGACUGGGCAUCAACAUCUGAAGGGCGGUAGAUAGUAGAUGAAAUCAUGUCCUCUUGGAUGUGGUUCACACUUUGCCCCUGGACCCCAGCCUCCUUAUUCCUGUUGUUAUGUGAGGAGGGUUAGAUCUUGAUCUGUAUCUCUGGAUUCUUCGGAGAAAAUCAAUAUUAGUCUCAGUUUGGCUUAGCAUGAAGACGAGCAACAGGAGGAGGAAGAUUGUCUGGCAAAAUAAAAAAUAAAAGCUUCAAAAAUCCCGUGCUAGAAACCACAACUUGACAUUUUUAGGAUUUUACUAAUCUAGACAUUCAGAAAAUUGUUCAAAAGAUUCAGGUCACUAGCAAAUAUUUAGGGUGUUGUAAGUGGUGCUGAAUUUCAUGUUUACCCUGAUGAAGAAAGCUUCAACUCCUAAAGCUGGUUCUGGACCCUUCUUUGCCACAUCUUUGUCCAGCUCACUUGUGUUUGUUUCUCUUCAUGUUGCAGAUUCUUGCAUCCGGAUUUCAUGGCAAAUGCUCUGUUAACUGCAACCUUUGGAGUGCAUUGUGCCAUUUUCAUAGUGAAAACAAUCAAUAUCUGUCAGGCUCACUUGCUGAAAACUGUGAGCCAUCUUUGUUGCUGUUGCAUCCCCAUUCACCACAUCGCCAUCAGGAUCAGCAACUUCGGGAGUUCUGUUUUCUGUGUGUUAGGCAGCCUACCAAAGAAAGCCCCCUGGUACCCUCUUCAUCUUCUGUCUUCAGCUCUCUGACAAAUAACAUACGACAUACAACUGGAAACGUGUCAAACAAGUUUAACUAUUUAAAACUAAGAAAUUAAUCACAUUUUUAUAUGAAUAAUUUGACAUCCAUUUUUAAAACACACUACGAACAAGUUUUGAGCAGAUGAAAAUCUAAAUUAAUGUUUGGAUGAAAUAAAAAACAAAAUAAACAGCAUAUAUACUGUUGUUCAACCUUUGGGGAAACAUGAAUUUCAAACCAUUUUGAGAGAUUUACAGUUGAAACCAACAAUGUCUGCCUUUUGGCUGUAAAAGAAGAUAAGUCCAGGUAGCAAUAGAGUCAGAAUAAUGAAUGAUAAACAUGACUGUAAUCCAUCCAAUAGUUGUUGAGGUAAUUUGGUCUUGAUUAGAUACAGAGGACUCAAAGAGUUCAUACAUAGAGAAACUGAAGGGAACUGCUUUCAGCUGUGGCUCGUUUCUUGAUGAAUAUGAGAUAGUGAUAAUAGUUGAGCUGUGGUCACAGCUUGUUAUACUGUGACUGCUCUGGAACUGUCACUCUAAAUUCUCCUGUGUUGUUUGCACAGACAUUAUUAAUAAAGAGCGAAUGGCCUUGCCUUGUAUCACCUCUGGUUUUGAACUUUAAUGUGUUUUGUUUGUGUAGCGCUGCAGAACAUAUUAAACUGGGUUCCUGAAGUCUGCAGAGGGUCUGCUCCCUCCUUUCUCAUUUUGUGCACAUAGCAACAGCCAUCACUAUUCUGUUUGACACUUUCAUAAUAGAUGGCAGAGAAACGCCGGCUGAAAUUUGUCAUGCUGUCUGUGAAGACUGAUGAGUCCGAUGGCUUUAUAGCGCACAUCCAGACUGAGAAAGAUUUGGAAUAAACUCUCUCUCUGAUUUUUUUUCAGCACUCUUGAAGUAUGCAUGAUUUGAUGGUGUUGAAACAAAUCUUUAAGAAGUGCGUGUUAGGACAAGUAUCAGUUUUCAGCUUUUUUACAACUUGUUUUUAACUCUCCAAGGUUUUGGAAAAAUUUGUGACGUUACAGAAUAUUCAACAGCAGAGUAAGCUAAACUAAGCUCUCUUCUGUGCCUUGUCUGAAAGAUUUCAAAGCUGACAUGAUGAGGCUUCGGGGAAUCUAAGCAAGGAGCUUUUAAUUGUUUUUUUCCGCUGUUGGUUGGAGGAAAACCAUAACAAACCAAGUGCAUUAAAAGCUUCAAUAUUUCAAAACACUUGGCACUUAAGCAAAGAAAAUAUAAAAUUUUCAUACUUUGAAUCAAGUUGCAAAGUCCCAUUUUGCUUCAUCAGAACGCUGGCAUAAAAUAUGAAUUAUAGAAGAGCUGUGUCUUUAGUUUUUCAGCAGUAUCGUGUUUGAGAAGUUAGGAAGGUGCCUGAAGUGGCAGGUGUGUGUUUGGCCGUAAUGUCCAGAGUUUUUUUUUUUGGGGCCCUUUCCUGAUUGUGUUUUUGUCUCUAAGAGUCCUACUGUCCAAAACUUACAAAAGGGACUCAGUUGUUUGAUUCUUUUGUUAGCUUACAUUGCUAUCUUGCCAGCUAAAAUGUUCUGUCUUAUUUUGCACUACAUGCAUUUGCAGUGUUUUCUGACUGUUUGCUCAGGGUUUGUGCAUGGCCAUAACACUGACUAUGUACUCAAUAAAUAUAGGUUCUGCAUACCUCAUGCUUACUUGACAGUAUGCUAUUAAUAUCAUACUAAUGCACAGCCUCUCAGCAUCUUAUACCUUCAUCAAUUAAAUAUUUCCUGUCCCAGCUUUCAUAGCUAAGCGUGACCAAUCAAGUACGCCUCCAGGUAUUUCCCACAUACUCAGAAUUAUAUGUCAUGAAUUUGGAGUGUGCUGUGCACCAAAUGACACAUAUUGUCAGUAUAAAUGGUACAAACAGUGUGGAUAGUUUGUGCGGUUUUGAAUACCUUGGGUUGGCAUUAUAGCAGCUGCCAUUUGGGUUUUCUGCAGCCAGGAGUGACAUCAGGAAAAAGUUGAAGCUGGAGUAAAAUGUUUGGUAAAUGAUAAGUUAUCUGAGCUAUACAACUAUAUAAGAUUCAGAUCACAAAUCGCACCACAAAUCAGCAAUAAAUAAACAAAUAGAUAUUUGAUUCAUGUGGAAUGUGUUCAACAGUGAAAUGACUAAAAUGCAAUAAGAAAUAACGCCAUAAAAGAGGUAAAAUAAGAACUAAAACAAUCCUGAGACACCAAUUUCAACACAGGCCACUAACCAGCUACUUCCCAGCAUUUAGCAGCCUGAUCGCUGAGGGAAUAAAUGAGUUAUAUAGACCAAAGGCUAAUUUAGUUGGCUGUAAACUGGUUACUAUGAUUUACUAGCCAACAACAAACCCAUCUCUCUCUAAAACAAACACUGAACAAACUAACCAAGCAGAGUCUCAGGGUCAUGAUGUUUGAACUUCUGAACAUCAGUUUAUUAAAAGUUGUAAAGUUUAUUUCUUACAAAAACAGUUUCUCUUUCUCAUCCCAGGUACUUGUUUGUCUGGUGGUGGAACCAUUAGACUGUGACUUUAGCCCAAGGUGGUGUCAUCAGACCUUGGAGAAUGGGUCUCGAGUCUCAUUUUUUCAUGAGCUUGUUGGCAAAGGUCGCACUUGUACAGACCUACAAUUGGUCAGAUUAUCACAGCAUGUACAUAGCAACAGCAGUGGAAAGAAACAUCUUUUACACCAGUGUAUGUGUAGUUGUUCAGUCUUGUUUGAAUGAAAGUACAUUUAGAUAGAGCAGCUGCCGUACGAGGUUUAACAGAUCUCCCACCACCAGCAUCAAAUACAGCCAGGUGGUCAAGUUGAGAGACUGGAAGUAGCCAACACCCAAUAGUAAGCUGACAGCAUCCACCAGUCCCUUAAAGAGCCUAUAUGUCCUUAACUAUGUAUAACUUUAAGCCCCACUUUAAUCCCAGCUGGUGUGUUAUAUAAAAUUCAUCCAGGGAAUGGAUCUCAUGGCAGCAGAGGAAAGAUCUGUUUUCUUUAGCGGCUAAUAAACAGAUUAAAUCCUGCUUAAUGCAUGAAAAACAUGCGUUCAGUCAUGUUUUCUUGUCAUGCCUUUUUGUGCCUCAGAGCUGCAUGUUGGGUGAGUUAGUCCCCAACAUGAAUUCAUGAUUCCUUUCUUCCUUAAUUAGUAUUCAAUGAACGGCCUUUUUUGUCAUUAUUUGCCCCUUAGCUGAUUCUGUUUUCUUGAUAUCGGUUCAUUUUGUUCAGGGUUCACUGAUGGAGACAAAUGAGAGUUCAGUAGCUGGGUUCUGGUUUCUCACUCGGGCACUUUCCUUUCAUCUUAUUCUCCUUCACUUUGCAGACCGAGCGUUUCCCCAUUCCUCCCCGUCUGUCUCUGUGGUGUGUUUCCUGCUCUCCCUCUCUAAACCUAUUCUCCAUUUAAUCAGCUCUCCCAGGACUGGGCUCUGUAUAAUUAGAGGCUGAAUCUUUAAUCACCAUGGAUCCGGGGCAGGCUGAGCAGGCCAUUUCAAACAGACACAAGCAGAAAAUUAGCAUGAAAGAAGGUAUGUGAGACAUGGAAACAAAUGUGUCAAAGUGUUGCAUCAGUUACAUCAUGACAUUACUGUCAGUCUAUGCAGGCAUUCGCAGACAGAGACGACACAUCUGAAGUUUACAUGAGCCAGAUUAUUUCCAAACCCCGUCUGCUGUGUGUGACCUGUUCAUAAUACUGGGCUAAUUGAUCCACUGCAGCAUUGUGUUGCUGGAAUAAAAGGUCACGGUUUGCAGGAGGUCCUUACAUAACAACAGCUGUCUCCUCAGCUCCUCUCCUCCUGUCUCCUCUUAUCGGCUCAUCUCUCUCCCCUCAUCUUUUUUGGCUUUAUAGUCGUCCACUUCCCACUCUACACAAGCGCUCACUUAACCCCGUCUUUUUGACCACAUAUUCUCCCCCUUCUCCUUGUUACGUGUUCAAUUCGCUAAAGACGGUUUGCUUUUACUGUUUGUUAACAUUUGGCAGAAUGUUUUGAGCUGCAGAAAUGUGUUUUAUUGUUUCUCGAGAGGCUUUGCCAGCGCCUGUCAGAAAUGCUGAAUCAGCAGAAGCAGAUCUUCAGGAAAGAAAGUUUUACAGAUUUCAACUUUUGACUCUUGGUGCGGUCGUGAACAGAGAGAGUGAUUAAAAACUGUGAAACCUUAAUAACUCUUUACUUGAGUUUGAAAGGUCAGUAGGGGAGAGUGGGGUAAGUUCAGCCACCCCUUGUUGCUUCGAAAUGGUAAAAGAAAUUAAUCAUGUGACCAAAUAUUUAAGAGAUGGGCAUCAAUUCAUGGAGUCUGUAAAGGUUAGAAGCACAUGAGCACAUGGGUGAAGGGGUUAGACCAAACUCAACCACAGCAAGGGCCAUAAUCUGGAUUUAGGUCUAACCUGAGGGCCAAACAGGGUCAAUAUUUCACCAAAACUGUCAACCCUACUUUUCAAAAAAUAUGUAACAAAAACAGCGGUGAUUAUAAAUCAUUUGGAAAUUCAAAAAAGAUAAGUUUAAAGGCAAUCUGAGAUAGAAACAUUUUUUAUCUAUAUUCUAUUUUUAUCUGUUAGUUCAAAAGAUCAGAGCGUGAUAUUAAAAAUAGAAAAAUAAUGCUUUUAAAGAGCAAAUACAUGAAGAGAACAUUGAAAUCAGGUUUAAAAGCUCAAAAUAUGACUUAACAUUUAAAAUUGGAAUCUUAAGUAUAAAAAUGACACAAGUCUAAGUACUGAGUUGAACAAAAUCAAGCAUGAAACAAAAAAUCCAAACAUGUUUGACUUGUAAUCUUGAAAUGCAAAAUUGAAAACAUGAAAUAACACACCAAAUAUUUUUUUCCCCACACUCUUGACUAUUUAUCAAAUCCUCCUUACGCUUUAAUUUCCCAGAUUUUUGUGGCUUAUUAAGGACAUUUAAAAUAAUGGUGCUAAAGUUUACAUUAUUAUAGUAGAGUAAAUCUCCAGACUUCAUACUGGUAGGGCAAUAAUAAUACAAAUAUGAUAUGAUCUUGUGGGCCAGAUAUAAUUGUUCCACAGGCCAGAUAUGGCCCCCGGGCCUUGAGUUUGACACCUGUGGGUUAGACAUUUAUUUCCAAAAAACAUUUUUCACUCUUAAAAGUGAAUUUAGUCUGUCAUAAGUUUUAUUAGAAUUGUGUUCAGACCAAGAAAGAUCAUUUGAAUUUGUUUUAUACAUCAUUUGUGGUAUCUAUGAGCUACAACAUGAGGUCAAAAACCUAGCAUAGAAGUCCACCAUUGUAACUUAGAGGGCUGAUAAAGUCAUAAUAGUAGUUAAUAGAAGGGAUACGGCCCAACUUACCCCCACCUGUGGUCAACUUGCCUCAUACACGGUUAAGUUGACCAUAGGAGACCACUUUCUUUGGCAUGCUAUAUUAUCAAGACAGCUCUGUUUACACUCAUUCUGUUGGUUUGCAGGGAGGCACAUCUUGAAAUAAAUGCAGAUACACGAGUUAGAGACAAAACUAUGAUUGCCUUGAUGUAGUGAUUCGAAAUAUGAAAAAUGGCUCAUCUUACCCCACUCUUCCCUACAGGAGAGAACAGUCGAGCUAACUGAUGCUAAUUUCUGCCCUUAAUGCUAAGCUAAGCUAAGCUAACUGUCACCUCCUGCUUUAUACUAAACAGAUUAAAUGCAAUGGAGCACUAUCACUGUUCAGACCUUAUUUUUAAUUCAUUUAAAUUGAUUAUAUUUUAAUGUUUUUAUGCUAGGUUAAGCUAACUGUCCCUACAGCUUAACCGAUUCAUGAGCAGCAUCAAUCUUUGUCACAUUCAGUUUCAUACUGACCAGAUACAGAACUAAAAACUUUGAGUAUUUUAAACUACCUAAAUAUAUUCACAGGGAUAGUCAACACACUUUAAAAAUUGCUGGAGUCAAAGACAUACAGUUGGUGAAAUUUUAAAGGUCUCUGGCUGGAUCGUCUUGUUGUAGCUGGGGUCAGAUGUCGGUGAAUAAGGGUUAAACCUGGUUAAAAGCUGAUGUGAGUUGACAGGUCGGACCUGCUGAGCUCUCCAGCAGAGAGGCUAUACAGCUGACGAGGUGGAAACAUUGGAGUACCUCAGUGCAGACACAGCUGCUGUGUUCAAGUCAGUGAACAACAUGGAUACAAAACCAAACUCUGGGCCUUUCCAUUCAAUGUUGUUUUAUUUAGCCGUGCUGUGUUCAUUUAAAGCAGAAAUUUACUUAUUUUUAAGUACUAUAAUCCUGAUAUAUGUGUGAUAAUACCUCCUAGAUUUUUAGCAGGAUCAUUGUGCCAAAAACAGCCUAAUUUUAGUAUUGUUAGUGCUCCAAAACCAGUUAAUUUGGACUUUGUGUUUGUCUGAUGUUAGGAAAACUUUGCUUAUGAAUCACUGUGGCCCAACUUUGUCAUUUCACUGCCAUCACAGAGCUCUUGGAUUCCAUUUAGUUGGCUUGGCUACAGAUAUUCAAAGGACUUUAUAAGUGCUCCCACUGCCGACUGCCAAGAUAUUAAAGAUUCUGAUAUAUUAAAGUGCACUGCAGAUUAUGUUUUAAUACUCCCAGUCUGUCCCCACUCUCAUUCAGGGUUUGAUUCUGUAAAAAAGUCAAAUGUGAAGCAGGACAAAGACUCACUAUAAAGAAAAAUAACAGUGUGUAUGUGCAGUGUAGCUGUGUAUCAGAGCAGAUGUUUGCAUGAUUAAGUCAAAGGAGUUAAGAGUACAGUUUUCAUAAUUCAUGAUCAUCCUUUCUUUUUUUUUGAUGCAACAAUUAUAAAAAAUAUGCUUCAGCUCUUUCAGGGGGAAAAAUCCCUCUCCUUCUUUUGACAUUCAGCAUGCUGAACAGAGUAACUUUGGGCAAAAAACCAACAGUUUUAGGACAAAACAAUCCCUCUGAAUAAGUCAUAUGGGCUUCUCAAUUGCAGUCUGUUGAAGCUGAAUUAGUUUGAUAUGAAAUGAGACGUGUUCACCAGGGGGAUCAAAGGGUUACAAGCUUUUGGUGAGAUCAUGGAGGAUUUAUCAUGAAUUUUUGCAACAAGUAGAACUGCAAAAAAGCUGAGUAUUUUGUUAUGUGAUCAGGGGCAGAUCAGGCUAGUCACCGAAAGUGCAACUCCAAGGUGGGAAUGUUGUUGAAAUGAAUAAUUUGGGCUGUUGUCUUGUGAAGUCCUGAAAGAUUCAAGGCAGGGAGAUUGGGAUGUUGCCAUUUUGUGGUGUAAAUAAGUAUUUAAACAUCAGAUCAGAGUUACAACCAAGUUUAAAUAUAAAUCUAUCCAAGUGUGACUGUUUAAGGUGGGGUAGGCAGGCUCUGAGGAAGUGCCAGUUUUUGAGAGAAAUCUUGAAUGUAAACUCUACCCCUCCCAACAAGUUUUCCCCUCAGCUCCUCCUCUCCCCUCCCUCUCUGCUCCAGCAAGCCCCGCACACAAACAGACGCUCCUGCUCGCUCAUAUCGUUCCAAUUAAAUUCAGAUACAAUGCAGAUAAAUGCUUCAGAUAAUUAAAAAUGGGGCCCAGUCAACAUCAAAGUAAAAAGCAUUGGUUCUACUGUAGAUGCCAACAGACUACCAGCAAAUACAAUGUUUGCAGGACUUCUACAACUAGGAUAAAGUGACAUAGUCCAGGACCCGAGGUCAACAGGUCCCGUUAGACAAGAAACACUUCUGUUACAGACACUUGGCUUACUUUGUUAAAGCGGUUUACCUGUCCAGCAGAAAGGUUACAGGGUCCGUAAGAUCCCAAAGCAUUACCCUUCAUUGUUGACCCGGCUUCUUAGCUCUUGUCUGGUCUGCCUCCCUUUUCUCCGGUAUUUACUUUGUUUUCUUGCUUGUGUUGGCAGUCAUGGCUAAAGGAGGAUUCAGACAGUUUUCUGUACUUUCUGGUUGGUUUCUACUGUCCGAUAUUGUAGCAUGCUAACUUUGUUUGGGCUCCUGAACGACACGGGGGAGCAGCAUCUUCCUCACAACAUGAAGGAGCAGUGUCCGCCUCAGAACCAAUCAGAGUGGGGGAGGCAGGGAAUGGCUUUGUUUACAGUCAGAAAGAGCAGGCCACUCAAAAAUUUUAAAACAUUGACUACACAGACGUAACAAAACACAGCGAUAUUGUUAUAUUACCAAAUGUCAUCAAUGACUUAUAGCUAUUGACUGAUAUUAAAAGCUUUUUUGUAUAUACACAACAAAAAAAGAUGCUUUUCUAACAGAUUCCUGCCUACUCCACCUUUAAAUUACCUCACUUUAAAUGCCCCGACUAACUACGUCGUGAAAAGAAAGGAGUGAAAUAAAACACUAUCUGCCUCACUUGAACUUACCUUUGUAAACAUAAAUAGUUUUAGUGACUUAAUACAGAAAAUACAGGACUUUAUGGAAUUUCCUGUUUUCUCUUUUUAGUAUGAAUUCAAGGCCAAAAACAUCAAGAAGAAGAAGGUCAGCAUCGUGGUGUCAGUGGACGGAGUCAAGAUCAUGCUGAGGAAGAAACAGAAGGUAAGUCCCUGCUAACCAAUUCAACAUUUUCCUGAGAAAUGAGAAACUAGUGUCUGUUGAAGCUCAGUUUUUACAUAUAGGCUGCAAGAUGCGUAACUUCAUUGAGUGUGGGAUUUCAAUUACUGUUUUUACCCACAGAGAAAAGAGUGGACAUGGGACGAGAGCAAGAUGAUGAUCAUGCAAGAUCCCAUCUACAGGUCAGUUUUAAUGUUGCUCCGAGGUUUAACCUACCUGAUAUUUUCCCAAUCUGCAGGUUCUUGUUAGCUUUAACUGGAGUGAUCACUGUGGGUGUGCUGCAGAUAAUACAUACUGCAUGUGUCUCAGAGGAAAUUAGACCUUUUAACUGAUGCUUGCUUUGUAGGCUAUCCUGUGUAAUAUAUCAUGCAAGAAUUAUGCGCUCAGAUGUAGUAUACUGUAGGAGCUGAAUUCAUUCACAAUCAUGAGGCAGGAUCAUGAAUUAUUCACCUUUUCAUAGCUUGUACAUGUAGCAUAUGUCAGUGUACUUUUGCGUAUGUAAGUUUUUCCAGGUGAUGCAGCAAGUCUCUGAUUAUUUGAGUUACUCUCUAUCAAGAAGCGCCUGAAUAAUGAAGUUCCUGUUUCUUUAGAUAAAGUAAAUCUGCUUAUUUGCCUGAGGAAAAUGCAUUUAUUACAGCCUCAGCAUCCCUACAGUUUGACUGUUUGCACACUGCCAAUCCUCAGCAGACCUGUGAGCCUGUCAGUCAGCGCUUGACAGCUCGUAGCAAUUAACCCCAAAGUGUCAGAGUGAUACAACCUGCCGGGAGAGAGGAGCAGGACAGAAAAGUUUAUAAUGGCAUAGUAAAUUCUAAGUACUUUUAGUGAAGGAGGGUGUGAAAUAACUGAACAUUUGGGUGAUCUCUGAGCUUUAUAGCUAAGAGUUAUACCUCAUUAUCGGAGAUGUGGGUUGCCACUUGAGAUUGCUGCAACAUUUAACAGCCAACCUGUAAGUGUGUGUGUGUGAAUUAUACAUAUGACUGUUGGGGGAUUUCACUUAGCAAAGCCACAUCCAAUUUGAGAACCGUGUGUUAAAUACAGUCAUGUUUACUAAUUUGGCUGAGUGGAUGACUGGAUGUGAUUGAGCAGUGGAGAUAUACAGUGCUCUCCAAAUCAUGUGAUUUUGAGCUGUAAAUAUUCAUGAUUUGUGGAGAUAGAUUAAGGCAGUGACUGCAAAUGUAGAUGCAGGAGGUAUUUCUUCUGUAGAUAUGUGUUUCAGGGUUGGUGGAAAGGACAGACUUUUACAGCUUGAAUAGUAAAGCAGUAGCAUUUAUUUAUCAUCCUAUAUAAAAUGUCUCUUUCUUUUCUUUUUUUUUACUUAAUGUUUUUAUGAGGACAUUCAUUUUUUUCAAAAUACUUCGAAAGACUGAAAGAAAGGGAAAGAACAAGAAAGAAAAGGCACAGAUGGAAAAUUAUACAUACACAUAUAUGUUUUUACAAAGGGAGAGAAGAAUCAUUGUAACACUGUGGAAAUUUCAAGAGGUAGGCCCAGGGUUUAGAGAUUUUUCAGUCAUUUUUGUUCCAUUUGUCCAUAGUCUGUCCUUCAUACCAAAACAGGACAGAAACAUCCUCACUCUAGUGUCCAACAACACUGAGGCUACGUUCACACUGCAGGUUAUGAUGCACAAUUCAGAUUUUUUGUUAAAUCCGAUUUUUUUGUGUGGUCGUUCACAUUAUAACAACGAAUGCGGCAUCUAAUGUGAACGGAAUGUGUCCGUGAAGUGACCUGGCUGUUCUCCGUUCCCUUGUCCACCAUUGCUUUCCGCACCUAUUUGUGUUGUCAAACAAUGGUGACCUUUGUUGCAUAUUGAUGACGUAUGGGUCAGAUGAACGCGACCUGAGCGUCCAGACUGCAGUCGCAUCGGAUACAUAUCCGAUUUAUAUCCACACACGAAAGAGGCCUGGGUCAGAUUUGAAAAAAUCAGAAUUGCACUGUUCACACUUCCAUGAAAAAAUCAGAUAUGUGUCACAUAUGGUUAAAAAAUCUGAAUUGACCUGCAGUGUGAACAUAGACUGAGAGAGCACAUCAAAUAGGACAGUAGGGGGCACUGUACUCAAGCAUAAUAGAAAAAAAAAGAAAAAAUGAAACAGAGCACAUUAUGAGUUGCCAUUAACUGCCUCCCAGUGUGAUAAAAAGUCGUAAUUUCUCUUUCAAUUUCUUUAUAUGCGUUAGAAAAUGUAUUCCUCCAUCUUUUUCUGUUUAUUUUGUCACUAAGGAAGUAAUGAUGUUGAGCAUGUUUAACUGUUUCAUGUUUGUGUUGCAGGAUUUUCUACGUGUCUCAUGACUCUCAGGACUUGAAGAUCUUCAGCUACAUCGCGAGGGACGGGUCCAGUAAUUCCUUCAGAUGUAACGUCUUCAAGUCUAAGAAGAAGGUGUGAAAAAUACACAUUUAUACAUCCCCUCACCAUAAACAUGAACACCGAGCUGUAGAUAUAAGCUGCUCAAUGUGAAGCUUCAUCAUUACAGAGACAAAAACCAAAAUUGUUUCUUCCCAGUUUAACACAAAAUAAUGGAAAACCUUGUCUAUUUCAGUGGCUGGUGUUUGAUUUUUCCCACUUAAACCUUAAGCUAGCCUGGCUCUACCUGAAAGUAAACCAAUCAUCGUAUGAAGACCAUAUUGACUCUCUAAUUAACACAUAAUACCAUUUGUCCUGAAAAGGAUAUCUCGCUCAUCCUGCUUCUCUUUUUCGAGCCAAGCCAAGCUAAGAGUCUCACUGCUGUAACUUUAUAUUUAAUGGACUGACAUUUUGCUCAAUUUCCCAAGAUGUUAAACAGCUCCCUCAACAUUUAACUACUGAUACAGAGCUGUUAAAUAUUGGAUCACACUUUCCUGGGAAAAUGACUUGAUGCUUAACUCCCCUGCUACUCUUAUGUUACACUCCUCAUGAGAUUUCUUGUUCGAAUGAGUGGAAAUGAAACUGUCACUUAUCAUGCAUGCAGUAAGAAAUAAAUCAGAGGGGAUAUGAGAUUUUACCUGCUACAGCUGCACCAGUAUGUUUGCACUUGAUCACUUGAAAUAGAUCUCUUUAGACUUUGCUGCUGACAUCGAUCUGUGAUUUAAAUCCUCAUCUGAAUACAGCAGUCAAGUAUAAACCUGAUUUACUCCAUUUCCUCUUCCUGAGAGUUGUUUGUUCUCUCUGUUUUCAGCUGUGGCACUUUCUCAUGGGCUAAUGUCCUGAAUUUUCUAAGUUUAGUAAAUUAACUUUGGUCUGGAAUUCAAUUUACAGUGUCUUUGAUAUCCAUCAGCUUAGCUCUGCAGAUCUUUAGCCUGUACUGAACGCAGAAUAGCUGCACACAAGGACAAAAUUACACAGCUCAUUGCAGCCAGUCUGAGCUGUGUUGCAGCAGUUGUUGCAAGUGGCUGCUGUCUUGGCUCAGACAUCUGGCAUUAUCAGUCAGCUGUAAUGAGAAAUGUUCCAUAGAAGUGAUAUUAUUAGUCUCUGCGCCGGGGGUGUUCAACUGUGUGCCAAAGAUGACUGAGAGCGAGCCUGUUUUCAGUCGAUCUUCAGCGGCUGACUUCACUGAUUAUCUCUUCUUAAAGCAGACAGAAGCUUCAUGCUCUGCUAACUAUUAAAUAAGUCUCCUCUGAAGGUUGAACUUUAAUCUGAAGCUCUCCGUGUCUCUCUCUCCCUCUCCUGUCAGACUCAGGCCAUGCGCAUUGUGCGGACAGUGGGUCAGGCAUUCGAAGUGUGCCAUAAGCUCAGUCUGGAGCAUGCUGAGCAGGAUGCUGACGGACAGGCUGAUGGAGAGAGUGACAAGUCCACAGAGGAGUCCAGCAGUAAUGGUAAGACCGGGAAAAGGUUUUCGAAUGCAGAGUGUGUGAAUCUAUAAAAAGAAAAGCACACAUUAAGGUUAUUAUAACUGAAGCAGAUUUCCACAGCUAUGAAGACUCGCACAAAACAAAACCACCAUGACUGUGACAUUAAAUUCUUUGGCUUUGUUUGCUCAUGGUUUGGUGUGCCAGAGUCUGUUUGUACGGUUUAGUUUCUGUUUAGGAACGUGUAAACACCUGCUGCUUUUCUGUGCCUCCCAGCUGUUUCAGAGCCAACAUCUCUUUGUGGGCCAAACGAGCCCAGAUCACACAAACCGAAGAUACAAACACUCAUCUCCUUUGGGAUCUUUGAGUUGUUUUCUUCUGCACAUACCCAGCUUUGAAUUUGGAUAGUUAAAAGGAUAGUUUGUUGUUUUUGAAGUGGGGUUGGAUGAGGUGCUCUUCAGUUGUAAGUGGAUUACUCACAACUUGUUUCUGUGCUGCAACCGGAGGAGCACAUAUGUGUUGCGUUAGAGCUGAAACUAAAAUGUUUUCUCAUGGCAAAAUAAAGCUCUGAACAUUUUCUGAUCAAAGAAUUUCAGCUGACUUAAAUGUUUGUGUCAGAGCUUUUGGAAAUUAGCUUAAAAUCUGAUCAGCUGGUUAAAUCUGUAGCGGUUUAUAGCCUGGCUCUCCACCUGGUUUCUCAAGGGGUCCGGCUGUCUGGAUUUCUUAUGGGUUAUAAAUACACUUACUAUUGACACGUAUAAUUCCAUUAGUUUAAUCCUUUAUUACUGUUAUUAUAGUUGUAGAAGAACUCUAAAUGAGCAUAACUUUCCUGUUAAAACAAGUUUUCACCUUUUCAAACUUGCUCCAAAUUAGAUCAGCUGAGUUGAUGUAAAUGAAAGUUUCUGCUGAUGUAAAAUCAUGAGGGUUGAUCCUCAGGACACCAUGAAUGUCAAUAUGAAAUGUUGUAGUAUCCAUUUAUUGUUAAAAUUUUCCAGACUGAAGCCAAAUUUUGCAGUCUAGAGCCUCAAUUUAUGCUACUGUCCCUUUAAGGGCGCCCCGACAUUCGUGGAAGCGAUAUUUUUUUCAUAGGAUGGUAGGGGAAGGUCCCGCCUCCUUUGCCUCUGAUUGGUUAGAAAAGCUGGAAAUGUCAUCACACACUGAAGCUGAGCGCGGGCUGUAGGCUCUGUACAUCGAACAGAACAUUGCAGAACAUUAUCGCACUUCUGAAUCUCCUAACCCUAACCCGACAGACGAUGACGUUUCACUGCCAUAAUGAAUAACCAAUCAGGCCCAGCACUUCUAGCCAAUCAGAGGCGAAGGAGGUGGAACCUUCUCCUACCAUCCUACGAAAAAAAAUAUUGCUUCCUGGAAGCCUCCUCCACUGUUGCCAUGCAACAAAGUUUGGCUUCUUUUAUAGUACGACAAAUUUGCCUUCUGAGGGAGAUUCACUGUCUGGUGAUGUCACAAUAUGAGCAAAUCUGGUCUCGAUCUCACUAAAUUCUCGUGUGAUUUUUUCAUCCAUGUGUGGGAAACAGAAUAUUUGAAAGGUCAACCUGAUGUUGAGCUCUUUCAAAAGAUCUUUUUUAUCAGUUUGAUUCAAGAGGAAUGACAAUCUCACCAUUUGGGUUACUUUUGUAGCCCUACAAAUGAUGAAAAACGCAUUUGGAAUGUGUUAUCUCUCGUCGCUUUUUCUCAUAAAAAAGAAAAACUUAACCAAAACACUUUUGUUUGGGCGCUUAUUGCAGAAAAUGGGGCUUUUAUGAGCUUUUUUUGGUCACUUUGGUUGCAUAGUAACUGCCUCCCUCCUGGAAUAAGUGUGUCCUUGUGCGAUCAGUUGGAUUACACACCUCUAAACGGGCAAAUUGGAACCAUGAGCACUCUUAGAUCAACACAGCGAUCAAACAGCAAUAACACAGUUGUCCGGUUACGCUGGAAUGUAAACAGAUAACAGGAACAACAUGAUGCUUAUCUCGGUUUGAGUGUUUUCAGCCUCAUGCUGCUGUGGUUUCGUGUCAGACAGACGGCAAUGACGGGAGAAAUCUCUGUGAUUAUGCCUUUACUGUUAUUGGAGAAGAGGAGAAGAUGAUUGCCUGUGUUGUCUGUAAUGAGUGUAAUUUGGACUGUGAGCAAAUAAUCGUCAGUCACUGAACUACAGUUAUGUGAUGUUAGAGAAGGUUAAACACCGUACAGGUUUCUGUCAUGACGAAAACAAUGCUUAUAUUGCUGUUCAAGUUUUUUUUUACUGUCCAAUUUAAGAUCUCUGUUUUAUUUUACUUGCAAACAUCAAACACGCAUUAAUAAACUCUCCUGAUCCCUGAGACUUUAAUGGUUAUUGUUUGUGCAUUCCCUCGCAGGCCGUAAACUGACAGGAGCAGAACAAGGGGAGGAAGAAGAGGAGAGCAAAAAUGGAGGAAGAGAAGGAGGAGAAGAUCCUUCAGUUGGCACAUCGCUGUGCGAGAAAGCGGUCAGCGAAAUUCUGCAGAGCCUGGCUGAACUGAACGUGGUCAAACCUGGACAGACUAUUAUAGUAAGAUAAGGCGCGCGCAUACAUACACACAAACAAACAUUCAAGGGUUCGUGCGUUGUUUUAUUUCUUUAUAAUACAGAUUUUAAAACUGCUGACUCAGCGAUUCCAUCAGUAGGAUUGGGAGCAGAGUGAUUUGAGUGUGCGCUUUGAUUUCCGAUUGUGUCGUUUCUCCAAAAAUAAAUAAAUAUAUUGUCAGGUAAUAUAGGUGGGAGUGAUUCCCAGGUUAGGUGUUUGUGUGGUGAAAUGCUUGAGGUUCAUUACUUUUGUCACGUUACCCACAUAAACAGCAGCGUCAUCAGAGAAAGAAAAACAACACAAUGCAAAUGUUUCUGAAGAACCUUCAGGUAUGCCUGAUGUUUUUAAAAACAUGUCCGACAGCCUCUCUGAAACUUUCAAUAUGAGCGACACAAUGUGAAGAUGGUGAAUGUUCGCACUUUUUCAUCCUGUCAGCAGCAGAGUCCAUAUUUUAAUAUUUACAGGUUCCUUUCCUCCAGACUUCUCUGGCCUUGUAGCUGUAGGACUUCAUCUCUGCUUUGAUUCAUCGCUUUGGCUUUAGUCGUGUUUUGAUGCUGUUAUCCGAGCAAUCUGCUGCCAAACGGCUCAUUGAACUUUGAAAGCGAAGCAAAGUGCUUUGUCAUCGACUGCAGCACCUGACCAGAUCAGAGAGUGCAGUUCUCUUUCGCUGGCAGCAGAUUCUGCAGGUAUAAAUUCACCUGUGCACUCUCCCCGUAAAUGAAGCGACUACAUUUUUGUUCCUCUGCUUUUUUAGAUCUGUCAGACUUUAAAUCCAUAUGGAGUUAGGAAAUUAUCAUUCAAGAGUAUUUGACUGUGCAGACACUCAGGCUGUGGUGUGUCAUGAUGUGUUCAUUUGGAUUUGUCACUAAAGCGAGUGUGGGAGAUGCAGCUUAUAUGAGGCUGCUAAAAGAGAGGGAGAGAGAGAGAGAGAGAGAGCGAGGGAAGUAAAGAGAGAGCUGGAUUGGACUGGGGGAACUUGGAUAUUCCUGCUGGCUGUGAAAGGGGGACACCUAAUCCCAAAAACCCUAGUCUGUUCUCUUUGAUUUUCUGAGAAACGCCAGCAUAAUCCCAUUGAAGGGUUCAUGAACAUCUGCUCCAUGGAGAUAAGAGACGAAAUGAAGGAGAGAGAAAAACAGAGCGAGGGAGAGAGAUGGUGGAAGGGAGCUCAGAUAGUGUGCACAAAGACUCAACAAAAAGAUAUUAACCACACAUAAUGCUGAUUGUACUGGAGUGAAGAAAAUCACCCUCAAACCAUCUGAAGGGUUUGAUCUACCUGUGUUCAAACUGCACGGUUAGUGCUGUGAGUUUGGUCUGCUUUCGUUUUCGGUUUAAGACCCUGAAAGCUCAUUUCUCUUAUCAGCUUUUUAAUGUGAACAAGAACAUUCUGGAUGAGCUCUUUGUGAGACUGACAGAGUUAAAAAAAAAAAAAAAGUGUUGAGUUAUUUCACAAAAGAUUUCUGUUUUGUGUUUGUUUUGCUUUUUCCAUCAAUUUGAUGAUCAUUAACUUUCAGAAAAGUUAAUGAUCUGGAGCGACACCUGCAGGUUAGUUCAAGCAGGCGACUCGUGAUGCACUAAAUUCUUAAUUUGAAUCUUCCCAGUUUGGUUCUGUUCUGACAGUACCACCUCUGACCUAGACCAUUAUGUCCAGCAGGCACCUGCAGGCUCCAAUCUGUAGGAGGAUUAAGAUAUUAUGCUUUUUAUUAAAUUCGGCAUGUGGAGUAAUCUUUCUGGUGUGAUAAGGUUUGUUGCCUAGAAGAGCUUUCCUAAUUUUGAAACUGUUUAAUCUCUCCCACAUUUUAUACUAAUAAAAAUCUCCAUGUAAAGCUUUGAUAAGUAAUUGAUAUAGUUAGUGUGCUGUAAACAUAUACAUGCACUAAAAAUAUGCAUUAGUAUGGAUUUAUAAUCUGUGUGCAAUGUUUUCAAAUCUGUGUGUGGAUUACUAUUCCUGCACACAGAUUCUAAGGUAACUCAAAUCUUUAUUUAGGCAUUUCCUGUUGGUAGUAUUUUUUGACGGUAGUGUACUCAUACUUCUGCUAUUUUAUUAAUACUGCAGGAUACCUUACAAUCCUAUUAUUGCCUGAUCUUAAAGCAAAGACACCAAGUACAAAAAACAUUCUGCUGCUGCUGUAAUGAAACUUUGACCCAUCCCUGAGUUAACUGACUGAAUCCUAACUGUGAGCACCAAUCAAAGCAGGUUUGAGGAGCUUAAAAAUCCAAGUCUGAUCACAUUUGAAGUGUUAAACGCUCAUUUUAUGUUGCUGCUUUUAGGAAAAAUCAUGUAUCACCAAACUGAGCAGACUUACUGAUGAUUGAUAGAAAUAUCACAUUUUAAUCAAACUAAAGGAAGGUCCUGAUUGGUCUUUAAAACAUGUGACACUGUUUUUAUGUAAGCCCCACCUAUUUCAAGACCCUCAAAUGGAAACUAGAAGAAGAAAUUGACUGAAACUUUUCAAAACUAGUGGAAAAACUCACGCCUGCCGAUUAAAGUUUGAAAUGUUGUAUUCAUGUUUCAGUUUUCACUCAUACUCCAGUUAAGGUCUUUGUGGUCUUUGAUGUUGUGUUUUUGCAGUUCACACUCUCUUGUCUUCAAUAGCUAAAAAUCUGUCAGUCAAUAAUUCUUCUCUGGACUCUUGGGAGUUCACUUUGUUUUUAUCAACCUUUAAAGAUCCUCUUUAUUCUCUCCUCCUCUUAAGUCCUCACUCAGAAAACCAAGCUUAGACUUGUAACAGGAGGGUUUUCUUUGAGGGCUUCUCCUGGGAGGUUUUAUCCGUUCAAACUAAGUUGUUGGUUUCUUCAGGACACAGAAUGAGAAUGAAACAAGUCUCUAUGACAUUAUUUUAUACUCUUUCAAAGUGUUUUUUUGUUUGUUUGUAAUGUCUGAGUGAGGAUGAUGAUGGUGGUAGGAGUUAGGAGCCUCUACACCAAGACGAAUCUUCUUUGUUUUACAGUGUGCAAUAUCUCCCCCUAGUGGUGUAAUUUCAGAGUUACAGCAGUCUGUCUCCCACAACAGUCUGCACCUUUUUCUCUUGACAGAUGAAGCAGUAUUUUACUAAUAUACAUUUAUGAGUUUAAUACAUUUAUGCAUGACUUAUCAUGGCACCCCAAGGAUCUGUCUUCAAAAAUAUUCACAUUCAGGAAGCAAAGAGACUCAGGGCGGUUGAAUAGAGGUUGAGGAAGAGGGCAUGUGGUGUGAUAAUGAGUUUAGAGAUUAUUCCAGCUCUGGUGAGGAGUGACCGUGGGGCUCUGGAUCAGUUGGUCCCAGUCUUGAUCUCAGGGACUGGGUUGUUCAGUCCAAUUGGUUUCUUAAUGAGGUUUUUUUUGGUACCAGGUCUAAAGAAAGAAAUCUUGUACAUCAUAUAGAUUUUAAAAAUGUCCUUUCUCAGCCUAAAUGUUUUCUCUUUUGUCUUUGUUUCUGAUCAGGACUUGGAUCGGAGGUCCCUCUUCACUGUGACAUCUCAAGGCGUCACUCCUGGCAGCCCUUGCUCUACAUCUCUCACCCCACUGGCAUCGCAGCACUACCUGCAGCUCCUUCAGCAGCAGCUGCAGCAGCAACAGCAGCACACACAGGUGGCUGUGGCACAGGUGAGGGACAGACACAUGCAUUCAGACACACUGUGAUGGUUGUUGACUCAGAGCCUUAAAGCUACUAUAAGGAACUUUCAGAUUGUAUUGAUUCUGAUCAUUCUCAAAAAAAUGUAUCAUGCCUUUUUCUGAAAAAUGUUUGACCCACUAUGAAUGAACCAUGGGAAAAAGGCUGUUUCUGCAGAGUGUGUAACAUCCCUACUUCCUUCACUUACGCUGCAGCACCGAUACAAAGUGAAAUUAAAUAUAGAAAACAGUAAGGGUUGUCAACAUUAAUUUCAUCCUGUUUCGUGACUGGUUAAAAUCCUCAAAAGAGCUUUAAACUAAAACUGUAAAAUAUCUUUGAAUCAUGCUGUAUUGUGCGAUUUAACUUAGUUUCUGUCAAUGAGUUAGUCUUUUCUACCAAUUUUGUUUCUUUAAAGUUUAAAAUAAGAAGAAAAGGACUGCAGAAACACUUUUUAGUUUAAGAAAAGGUUUAAGUGGUGAAUAUGGAAGCCGUAUAAAAGUAUUUUAUUAUAAAAGAGUCUAAUCUAUCUAUCUAUACAUACAUAAAUACAUAUAUACAUUUUAUUGUUUUGUAUGUACCUUUUUUAAAGGUUAUUUAUAUGAUUAUUUAUAUGAUUGGUUAUUUAUAUGAUUACUUUUAUACAGGUUUAUUACACGGCAGUCAUCUGAUGUAAGUGGAAGUUUGUUUUAAGCAAGCUGCAGGGAUUAUAAAUUUGCUUCAUCCUGCACCUUUCCAGUCUUGGCAUUGGAAAAAUUAAAAUGAAAAAAAAAAAAAAAAAAAAAGUUAAAAAGUUUUUUUUUUUUUUUUUUUACUUUUAAGAUGGUUAAAAGUGUUUUGUUGUUUCAUUGUUGUUUUAUCAUUUUUCAGCUCAAUUUCAUUGGGUCACCUUGGUUAAUUUAUCGAUGAUAGUCAUUCCUCCGAGUCUGUGCUUCCAAUUUAAUCUCCCAUUAAGCAGUUAAUUUCAAAUCACACGCUCACAGAGGCUGUCCUAAUAACGAACAUGAUCAAUAUGAACUAAAUGAAGCCAGAAACUCACUUGCUUUCAGUAAAAUGUACCAAUUAUUAUUCCAAUGUACCCUAACUCUCCGUUCAAUUUCAGUAAUUCUCCUCAAAUCUGACAGAUUGAUCCUGGCUUUUAUCGUUCAUUUACCAUGUCCGAUAUGGCAUGAAUUAUUUAUUUGGCUGUACUGUUUGUCUUUUCCAAUAUUCUUCCACUAGGGGUCAGCACCUACAUAAAAAUGAAGGAAAGUCAGUUCAGCACAAUGCAGGCAUUGCUGAAAUUAGCAAGCACGUUUGUAACUAAACAUCUACUGAUAUUCAUUAAACAUCCUAUUUGUAACAACACUUCAGGAUGUGCACAUCUAUUGCUGACUUUUUGAUACAUUUAGUGAACAGUUUAUUGCACCAAUGUGAAAAAAAUAACCAGUUAGGAGUUGUUGAUCUACCUCAGACACUAUCCAGUCAUUAUGUGGGUCUCAAUCUUGUGAUUAAAGUCUGAUUUCAUCUUUACUAUAUUAUAAAAGACACAAUGAUGGUGAUUUGGAAAUGAUUAAGCAGGAAACAGGAAGUUGUCUGACCAACAUUUGGACUCAUACUGAUUGUAGUUUUACUCAUGAAUCAGAUCAGUAUUUUCCACACUUGAACAAACACACCUUAUAACAGCCCGACCUUGUCCUUUGUGUCCACUCCAGGUGCAGCUGCUGAAGGAUCAAAUGGCAGCAGAGACAGCUGCCCGCAUGGAGGCCCAGGCCCGCGUCCACCAGCUGCUGCUGCAAAACAGGGACCUGCUGCAGCACCUGGCCCUGCUGGUGCAGCAGCUGAAAGAGCUGGAGGCCCGCUCCUCCAACGCGACACAGCAACAACAGGAGUCUCUGGCUAACGGACACAGUAAGUAUCUCCAGAGGUGACCGUUAGGACUAGUGUAAUCCCUCAGAGGGACUCGUGUCAGGUCAGGGUCUUUCAUGCUCUGCAGUUCUUGACAUCACUCGGCGGCUUGUUGACGAGGAGAUGUUUAAUCAGCCAUGACACUAACUAUGAUCCCUCACUGGCUUCCUGCCUGAAAACAUUGUCCUUCGUGUUUGAUGGGCAGAAGCACAGCUGCCAGUGUUUGAACUUCACUCUGCUUGGGGUCGUGGGUGCUUUUCCCUUUAGGCCACCUGUAUAUCUUUUAAUUAAGCAUUUAACUUUUAUCCUCUAAAAGAAGAAAAUCAGUGUCUGCCAAGUGUCUGCAAACACGACCAGUUUAAGCACUUGCUUUUAUGUCUAAGAUGUCUUGAUGAAAGAAUCAAAGGAGGUUAAGAAAGGGAGAUUUAUUUAUGCAGCACCUGUCAGAUAAGAGACACAUCACAGUGCUUUAAAAAGGCUUGACAUGAAUACAUAAAAACGUCAUAAAUUAAACAUGAAAGACUGAGAUGACAAAAACAAAAAAAAAAAUCUAAAAUGAAUCUCUUUUCAAAGAUAAAGAAAGUCAAAGCGAUAAAAAGUUCUGGGUUUCAGUACUCUGGAAAGUACAUUAUGAGAAAUCACGGAUUGUUCACAUUAGAUAAUUUUCAUAUUUAUUGCAAAAUUGAAACAGAAAAGCUCGAUCCAGAAUGCAAAGCCAAGACUGAAGAGAGAAUCAGAGUGUCCUCUUAGAGCAUGAAUACAUACAGUAACACCUGUUAGUUAUCUAAUACCAACAAGUGCUUUUCUUGAAGGUUGAGAAUCCACUCAGGCUAUCACAUUUAUUUAACUAGAUGUUUUCCAAGCGUUAAAUGUGUGCAGAUGAUAGGAGAUUGAAUAAUAUUACAUAAGUUGCACAUUUUUUGAUAUAUAACAUGUAGACUGUACAUGCAUGUUGGUAAAUAUUACACUCAGUGAAAAGGGGGCCUGUGGGAGAACUGACCUUGGACCAAGACAUGGCUCGUUCAUGUUCUCUGGAAGUCCCUGAGCUCCAUCAUGUCGUUGGUUUAUCUAGAUCGCUGCUGCUGAUGAUCUGCUGCUGUGGACUUGCCUACUUUCCAGCUGCAUCAACUACUUGCAUUGAUCUUAUUUCUGUCCAUCUCUCUCUUUCUGCAUCUCCCUCUAUUCUUUCUUUAAAACCCAAUGCAGCAGUGGCAGAUGACUGUCUAACAUUAGUCUGGUUCUGCUCAAGGUUUCUGCCUUUUGAAGGAAGUGUUUCCUCCCCAUUGUAACUUGCUAAAUGCUGUAAAGUGUUUCACUCAUGUGGAUGAAGAUGGGAAGGGACUGGGUCUGAUAUUACACGAUGGGGCUCAUCCAAUCCAUCUUUUCAUUGAGUCUUUGUAAAUAGAAUAUGGUCUUGACCUUUUUUCAAGUAUCUUGGGGUAACACUUGUUGUGAAUUGGUGCCAUAGAAAUGAAGAUUAUUGAUUGAUUGAUUGAUUGAUUGAAGCACUUAAAGGUCAGCUCGACUGAUCCAAGAAUUGAUCAUCUCUGAAAUUAUGCAUGUCUAUGCAAAAUGUUUAAACAUCCUUCUUAUUGAUUUUAAGAUAUUCAUGUUUGUGCAAUCUAAUUCAAUCUAAAUGAACAGAUUAUUAUAUUUUCUUCUGAAAAGUGUUAAUUCAGCUUUAUGUGUAUUACCGUAUUACUAUGUGAAGCAAUAGCUUUCAGUGCUGUUGACCUGAACUGACCUGUAUUUCCAAUCAUCUUACCCUCCAUGAUUUUACCUCUUAAUACCUUAUACCUAACGUAACGUAACAAUCCAGUAAAUGGACUACCUUAUUUACCAAAACACAUGUAGUUAGGUUCAGACUACUCUGGCAGAGGUGGUUAGAGCACAUCACUGUUAACUUUCAUUGAAGUGUAGUUUACAUCAUGUUAAAUAGAUCUGCCUUGGCACUAUUUGGACAUAAAAAAGCAUUUUUUCGACUCUGGUUGUGUUGAUUAGAGACCAGAACAGGAUUAUUGAUCUCACUUUAAAACGGUUUUGCGGUUUUACAAAAGCUUUAUAAUGAAAUCGAGGGCCUCACGUUGUGUUAAACAGCAUGCUCACUCUGCAUCACACAAUGUGUCAACAUAUUUUCCAAAACAAUAGCCUCUCUAUACUAACCUAAUAAGAGAUUAUAUAACCGCAGUGGAUUUAAAACCAUUCUGUCUCAUUAUCUGGCACUCCCAGACUCUGCGAGAAGUUAUGAUAGUGUGAACAAUUUUAUUAUGGAAAAAAACAAAAACAACACAAACUAAACUCACAAGUACGCACCACGUGGAAGCACACACCUUUCUCCCACUGGAGGGUUUUUGGAGGAGGAAUUUAUUUAUAGAUGCUGAAAAAGAGUCAGUCUGCCAGAUAUCAAUGAGAAACCACACACACACACACACCCACACACAAACACACACACAUACACACUGAACAGAGCUGAAUGAGUGUGUGUGUGAGUGUGCAUUAAAGUGUUAUGCAGUGUGUGCGUCUGAAAAUAAAACGUCAUGUUUCAUGCUUGAAUUAAUCAUAUUAGUCCCUUUGAUCGAAAAUGCUAAUCUUGCUAAUCUCAGACAUGGCUGGACUAAGUGUCUCCUGGAAUCAAGCCAACUGCUCUGUUCAAUAAUGAGAGUCAGCACUUAGGAGAAAAAAAAACAGUUAGCUGUAGAUGAAUCGUCCCUGCAUCUUGAAUCAUUUUUCCUUUUGUCUGUUUUUGUCUUCCCAGGUGAUCAGCAGUCCUCCAGCAGCCCUGUUUCCACCUCAGCUAAGUCCCUGUCCCUGAAUCUGAAGAAUAAGUACAGCCAGGCCCUGGAGCAGCUCAUCACUUCCACCCCUGCAUGGCCCCUCCAGACCUCACCCCUCUCCCCCUCCCAGGUGGACAGCGCAGAGUCCUACCUGAACCUGCUGAACCUGGAGAACAGCUCCAAAGUGGACGCCCCAGUCAAUGGGGACCUGGACCCCUUCAUCAGGGCCAAUGAGAUGGCGGGGAGCAAAGAGAGCUCAGGCAACGAGAUCGUCCCGUUCACACUGAGAAACUCUGCCAACCUGGAUGAAAAGUAAGACAGCUGUACUUUAGUUUACUGCAAAGCAUACUGAAUUGCUAAAGCAUUAAAGGAGAAGUUCAACACUUUUUAGAAAUGUUCUUGUUUAGUUUCUGGCGAAGAAAACUGACUUGUUGCUGUAACAUAAAUGAGACAUCCUGAACCAUGGUGAAAGCUAGGGCACUCAACCUGCAGGUAGUCUUUACAACAUAAAGGUCAAACCGCUUCAUUGCAACUCAAUGCAUGAUCAUGUGACAUGAUGCCAAAACAACUAUUCUCGCUUUAACUUAAAGGUGGGGUAGUCAGGAUCUGAGGAGGUGCCAGUUUUGUGAAGGAAUCUUGAAUGUAAACUCGACCCCUCCCAACCAGUUUUCCCCUCAGCUCCUCCUCUCCCCUCCCUCUCUGCUCCAGCAAGCCCCGCCCACAAACAGACGCUCCUGCUCGCUCGUAUUGUUCCAAUUAAAUUCAGAUAUAGCCACACAUCCUGUGGUUUCCUGCCAGACAGCAAAUAUUUCACAACAUGUUGAACUGAUCCUCUAAAGUCUCUUCUUUUGUGAUACCAGUUGGUGUGUGUUCGAGGUUACCAGGCCACACAGUGACAAACACACACAGCGACACACACACACACACACACACACACACACACACACACACACACACACACACACACACACACACAGGCGGUAGCUUUUAGUGUUAUUAGCGUAGAACAGCUCAGCUCAGCAGAAACAGCCCACGGCUAAUGAAAGUGUGACGAUAACCGAGGGAUUACAGAACACACAGAAAGAGGAAAAGGAGGUUUGGGGUUAGAAAAACAAAGAGCAGAUCAGAGUUUAAAGUGAAAAGCGAGAAUCAGAGAAAGAAAGAAUGAGAUUUGAAGAGAAACACAGAAACUCCAUCAGGUUUCACUCUCAGUCUCAGCGUUUCUAUUUCAUGAAAUAACAGAUUUUAAGAAGCUGCUUAAAACACGUGUCGAGGGAGUAAAGAGGGUAAAUGGAAUCGUUUUCUCUGGAAUAAUUUAUAAGGUCUGCUUUUCAAGGAUAUUUUAAGCUCUAGUUCUCGCUGUCUCGUACAGUUUAUCUCAUUGAGUGCUUCCACUGACUUUAAUUCUGACUUACGGUCCGACUCUUGUACAGCUUUGUGAUACACAAGCAGCUUACACCUCACACUCAAACAUAUAUGAAGCUACAGCAUGUAAUGACUUUGUAAUGAGCUUUUUAAUGAGCUUUUAAUCGCUUUAAAGCCGCCACAAAGACCCGUCGUGGUACAAGGAAAAACAUUACAACAUGAGAUCAAGCAGGACUCAGCUUUUAGCCAUCUCUUUUCUUUUAUCAUCUCUCUCUAGUCAUCACGCAAGAAUCUCAAAAGAGGGUGUUUAAAGUUGAUUUCCAAACAGACAAGUGAAAAGAAAGAGGCUGGGACUGACUCUAUGGUUUGGUGUGUAUUUGGCGUGGCUGUCUGCUUUUGUUUAAUGUGUGUUUGUCUGCAGUCUAGCUCUAUACAGCCACACAUCCUGUGGUUUCCUGCUGCACAGACUCCAGCCAAUCACAGCUCUUAGCCCUCCACAACAUGAAACUCUACCCAGCUACAUAUGUCCGAUAGGUUUCCCCCUUUUUUUUCCCUUUCGCAUGAGCUCGAAGCAAAAACAGAGACUGCACUUUCCUCCUUAUUACUUUCCAUUUCCAUUUCCACAUUUGAGUAUUAGCUCUGCAAGCCAAGUUAAACUCUCCCGUCUACCUUUGUUUAUGUUACAUAACAACCUGCAUCUCUCCCGCUCCUCCUGAGCUUGUCUCUGCCACCACAUUUUUCAUUUUCUCACUCAGAGGCUUAAAAAGAAGAGAAGCUGAGAAAUGUUCGUGCCAGGACAUUUUUAUGUUUUCUCUUCAAAGUGACCCCCUCCCUCUCCCUGCAGUCCCUCCUCCCUCCUUUACUGGUUUUUAUUUGCUUCCUUUCCUGCAUGACAUCAUCUUUCCAUCAAUAGCAUCAUAAAAUUUAAUGCCGGUUUAGUAAACAAAUGGCGCAUUCGCAUAAUGAAGCUUGUGCUGGAAAAAGACACUAAUAACUUAGUUGAUGAUUUGAGAACAACUCUGACCUUUCAGUGUGUGGAAAAUCAGUGUAGAGAGGCUCAUUUUAGGUCUGCAUAUUAGUCUCAGUGCAGCAAAAGAAAAUCCCAGAAACCGCUGCUUUAUUGUGUUAUUUUCAAACUCUUUGCAUUACCUCUCCCGCAGUCACACUCUCCGUCUCGCUCUCCCCCCCUCCACCAGGCAAAUUUUAUUGCUUCCAUUUGCUUUUGUUUUCUGGAUUUCCCCGGCGAAUCAAUGUUUACAGCCUUGGUGGCCUGGUUUUAUGUCUUGCAGACUAGCAGACAGUCAGAUACUCCUCUGCCGUCCCUUCACCCCGUCUGGCCUCCUCCUCUUCCUUAUUCUCCAUUUUAUCACCCAGCCUUAGCUGACCUCCACCCAGGUCCAGAUCUGGUCAAGCAAAACCAUCAAAUGUGUUCACCUCACAUUACAAGUGCAGCCAGGCUUGAAAUCACUCUUGAAUUAUCAACCAGUACGAUCAUAAGUGUGUUUGUGUGCUCUCACACUGGCCAGCUGUCUUUUGUGCUAUCUGAUCUGUGCAUACGGUAUGUUGACAUUGAACGGUACUAUCACGCUUUGCACAACAAACCAAGAGUGGAAGUAGAAAUAAAACUGGAUGUUUUUUUUAUCUUAAUGGAGCCAUAAAUUAUUUGCAACUUUUUAAGAGUGCAUUAUGUGAAAUCUAGCGGAACAGACAUGGUAGAAAUUGAUUAUAUUUAUGUUUAAAUUGGUUAAAAAUUAGUUUUUAUCAUCUUAGAGUGAGCCUUUUAUGUCUGCAAAGGAGCAGGUCCUUUUUCCAGGCAGCCAUUAUAUAUCUAUGGUGGACCAGAAUGGACAGACUAGCAGCAUACAUGUUUUUCUUGUAUUUAGUGAGUGGCUGCAUGAAAUGGACUGGUUGGUAGAUGAAUAAGAGGAGAGGGAUUGUUAUGCCUGAGUGAAUUUGUAUAGAGAUAGAAGCUUCUGAUGGUAAAAACGUGACAAAUUAAGGACUUUUUGACCUUAGGGGCCACCGUCACUUAAUUAACAGAAUGGGUGAGCAAGGGAGCAUUUUAUACAGUGUUUUUACAGUGUUUCCUUAAGUCACCAUCCUAACAUAACAAAACAUGAACUCAAAAAAAUAACUUUUACAUAUAAAGGUGGGGUAGGCAGGAUCUGAGGAGGUGCCAGUUUAUGGGAGAAAUCUUGAAUGCAAACUCUACCCCUCCCAACCAGUUUUCCCCUCAGCUCCUCCUCUCCCCUCCAUCUCUGCUCCAGCAAGCCCCGCCCACAAACAGACGCUCGUCCUCACGUUCCAAUUAAAUUCUGAUAUAAUGCAGAUAAAUACUUCAGAUAAUUACAAAUGGGGCCCAGUCAACGUGAAAGUAAACAGCAUUGGUGUUACUUUAGAUGCCAACAGACUACCAGCAAACACAAUGUUUGCAGGACUUCUACAACUAGGAUAAAGUGACAUACUCCAGGACCCGAGGUCAACAGUUUAGUGGCGCUACAACACGCAGCAGGUCCCAUUUGACAAGAAACACUUCUGCUACACUUGGCUUACUUUGUUAAAGCGGUUAACCUGUCCAGGAAAAAGGUUACAGGGUCCGUAAGAUCCCGAAGUGUCCCCCAUCGUUUAAUCAUUGAUGUUGACCCGUCUUUUUAGCUCUUGUCCGGUCUACCGCCUUUUUAUGCACCUGUUAUUCCACCAGAGUCUUUGGUAUUUACUUUGUUUUCUUGCUUGUGUUUUCCGUACUUUCUGGUUGGUUUUCACUGUCCAAUGUUGUAGCACGCUAACUUUGUUUGGGCUCGUGCACGUUAUUGGAGGACGUGGAGUGUGCCUCACAACACGAGGGAGCAGCAUCUGCCUCACAACCAAUCAGGAUGAGGGAGGCAGAGAACAGCUCUGUUUACAGUCAGAAAGAGCAAGCCGCUCAAAAUAUGUAAAAUGUUGACUACACAGACAUAACAAAUACAGGGAUAUCAUUGUAUUACCAAUUGUCAUCAAUAACUAAUAGCUAUUAACUGAUAAUGAAAGCUUUUUUUAUAUACACCACAAAAAAAAGCUUCUUUAACAGAAUUCUGCCUACGCCGCCUUUAACUCAACACUAACAUUUAGUUCAACACAUUGACUGUUAUAUUUCUAAUUUCAUGUUUUGUUUUUGCUGUUGUUGGUCAUUAGCAAAAGUACUGACAAGAGUAAUAUUGAUCAGACGGUGGUGCUAGAUGAGAAAAAGUCUGAGGAUGAUGAAAAGGCAGGAAGGUAAUCAGCAGAUCUGAAAGCAAUACUUAUUAAGAACUGUCAUUUAAAAGUCCUAAAAAUAAAUCUGAACAUCACCAACAUCAGUAACCUGUAACAUCUGAGAAUAAGUCAUGUGAAACUUUGUGAAAGUCAUCCCUAUAGAUGUUGAGCUUGAGCCAUGAAGCUUAACGCUGCAGCACACCCACUCAGAGCCGAAACCAACACAUAUGGUGACCAGCUUACAUGAACAUCAAACUUUACAUCAUUCAUCAGUGAGUCAUGCUUCCCCGUAGAGAGGUAUAGCCUGCACUCUCUCACGCAUUUUCACUCUCUGACAGUAUUAACUGUUGCAUAAUCACAUUUCCUGACCUAUCAGGGAUCUUGCCUUCCCCUCUUUACUACAUUUUGUUUCCCUCUUCAUCAUUAACAUCAUCCUCUGUGUCCAAGCUGAACCGGCAGCAUCGUCAGCCGCUAAUUCAAUAGCAUAGAUUAUAUGAUUGGAGUGUAAUGGAUGAUGAUGAUGAUUUCCAGGCAUUGUGCUGCAGUUUUUUAAUUGGAGGAGGUUGUUUUUUCUGGAGUUUUUGGGAGGGGUGGACCUGUUUUUCAAGGUUAUAACUGAGAGGGCUAAAAGUUGAUCUAUUAGCUGUUGUGUAACAUUCGACAAAGACUCAUUCAGGCAGGUAACUCUUUAUAAUAAUUGGUCCAUUUUUUUAAAAGAUUUUCAGACACUUAAAGAUGUCAUAGUCUUGCAGGCUCCCACAUUCAUCCACCUACAUGCUUAAACACCCCACACACACUUACCACACACUUAGACGGGUGUUAUUAAAAAGCAAGGUCCACUUACAAAAGGCCCCUUUGUGAAUUUUGAACCCCCUGCUAGUUUCUUUCAGCUGCUUUUUUGUGUUUGUGCGUCUGAAAUGUUGAAGUAUUGAGGAUUUUAACAGAAGCUGGUCUUUUCAGAGGCCUCAGUCAAUCGGACGUCUGAAAUGUUUCAAGGUUUUUUUUUUUUUAUCCGUCUUCUUCACCUGUCGAUCUGGAGAGCUCCCCCAGGUUGUUUCUAAAAUGUGUUUCUGCUGGUGUUAUUGAAAGUUACUUAGCAUGCUGUUUAUGACUCAUAGAGUAUAAACUGUGAACAGUAUGAGGGCUCAUUUUUGCUUCUUGAACAUUCUUGCUGCUUUCAUUUCUUUAUUGAUUCGAUAUGAUUCAAAAUGAACCCAGUAAUACUCAUCUUUAAAGCUAUAAGUGCAAUCCUUUAGCCGCCUAUUUCUUCCAGCGGGUGUUUUGCUAACUUCAAGACAACCGGUGCUUUGAAUUUUAAUGAAACACUUAAAAAAACUGCAAUCCUUGAUAAGCAUUUUGCUGUAUGGUUCAUUGUCAUUCUGGGUUCAGUCUGAGCUUGUUCUCCCCCCUCAUGAGUGGAUUGAAAAGUCUUGUAAAAAUCUCCUUAAAGACCUUGAUGAGACACAGUUUGAGGUCUUGCAAAGCUCACUCAAAUCUUCAUAGUUUCAUUAAAUUGUGUCUUAUUUUCGUAGAGAAGUUUAAAGUAAAAGAGUCGGUGUAGAUAAAACAUAUGGUGUGAAGUUCACUGCGGCUCCCUGGGUGCUUUUUAAUGAAAACAUCAACAAAAAACUAUUUGGUUUAGUGAGCCACUAUGGACAAAUUGAAGAGAAAGAUUUCACCAUCGGGGGUAAAAAACAGAAAAAGAUGACACAACUAACUCUCCCAUGUUCUUUUUUUUUUUUUUUUUAAUCUCAUCUUUGUAAAAGAAACUUUUUUUAAAGCAGCUUUGGUUCUCAUUUGCUGCUCAUUGGUAUUUAAGUGUUUAUUUCAGGCAUAAAACUAAUGGGAGAAAACCUGUACUGCUAUAAUAGCUGAUUUGUAUAUUGCUGUAGGAACUUAAGUUUAAGUUUGGAAAUAACAUGUGGGCCUUUACUGGUCAAAAUAUUGGGAAUUUACUCACCAAAUAUAAAAAUUCUAUCAUUGACUAGCAAAAGUAACAACAUUUAAUCUAUCAGACGAUAAAUAGAGACUUUAUCAUGGCUGCUCAUAUUGUAUUUAUGGAAAACUGGGAUUAAUUUCACAGAUCUCAUGGACGCCUAAACUCAAAGGAUCUUUAAACAUAUUGGGAAGCCUGUAAAAAGUAAAAGAAAAUAGUUACUGGGUACAAAAUGAUAACUUCAUUUCCACAAAGAAAUUCAGAGGAAGAUAUUGCAGCAUCUAUUUUUCUUUAAUAUGUAGUCUUUAGCUAAUUAUUGAUGAACCUUAAGCAUAGUGAGGGGGUUCUGCUGAUGAGGACAUCUUGGAUGAUGAUCUGAUUGAUGAUCUAGGGCUGGACGACUCAACAAGCUGGUCACCCCCUCCCACAUUAACUUCAUCUACUUCAACCGCUGCUCCAUCUCCUCACCUGUCUUUCCCUCUUUGUUAUGGACUGGAUCGGGUUGAGUCAUGUCUCUGACGUAGGACAACAUCUUCAAGGGACAUGAGACCAUAGCCUACUUACACACAUCCAAAACCAACUUUUAUUUAUUUUUUUGACACCAAAUAUACUGAUAUGGGCAAAAUGACAUUGGUUAUUGUCAUAAAUUUUGGUAUUGGUAAAUUUUCAGUUCAUCGCCGAGCCCUGUGAUGAGCCUUGAGGUUAUUUUUAGGAUUGCUUUUAAAACUCUGGGAACAAGUCAAGCAUAUAAGCCAGUAUGCCGAAUGCUAGCCAAAGAGAGGUGAAUUUAUACAAGAGGAUGUCCAUGAAAAGGUGAUCAGCCACAUCAGCACAGUCUCGAGAAAUCAUCCAUCAUAGUUGUAAGCAUUUUAUUUUCCUUGAUUUCUGUGGAUCCUUAAAGAUACCCUUCGCUUUAAUAUGAAAUUUUAACUAUUUUCAUCCAAAAAUUUCAGAGGCUACGUAAGGCGUUAACAUGCAAAAUCACUAACAAGGCUUUAAACCCACUCAUCCCUUUCAUAGCACCCUGAUCCUCUAAUUGUUGCCUCUCUUUGGUACAGGUGCGAGGACCCUCUCCUGCUCUUCCUCUUCCUCCUCUAACCACCCACUCAUUGUCAGGCCGCUCAAUCAAACAGACUGAAACCCCAGAAAACCAUCCAUUCGCUACCAUCCCCAUCCCCGUCCCUCUCCUUGUUUGCUGCACCAGCCCGCCUCUUCUUCUCCUCCUCCUUCUCCUCCUCCUUUUCUUCUUCUCCUCUCUGCCCCUUCUCCUCCCUCUAUGUGAGUAUUAUUCAUGACUACCAGCAUGUGGAAUUGGUGUUUUUGUAGCACAGGCAUGAGAUGAGGCAUGUAGUGGAUGAACAGUCAGUGUGGGUGUUUGCUGGGUUUGUCUGUCAGGCGCCACCUCUGCUAACGACUGCAAAAUAACGUCCAUUCCCAUACAGAUGUAAUUCUGCAUACUCAUAAUUGCAUUGGCAUUGAGGCAGCCAGCCAGUCACACAAAUGCAUGGAAGCACUUUCUGUGUUCUUGCCUCAAAAUGUUCCUGUCAAGACCUGAAAUUAUUUUGUCAGAGGAGGUUCCACCUGAACAGUCAAGCUGUCCGAGCCGAGGCAGACAAACCUCUUGAUUUUACGCAAACUUUGUCACUAGAGUUUGUGUUAUUAUUAUUCAGUGCGUGUAUGAGUGUGUGUUUUGCUAUAUGCAUGUCUCACAUACUGGAUCUCGUAAAACAGUUCUCCUGAUAUGGAGGGUUUUUCGCCGUGACUUAUACAUCACAAGUGUCACAAACUUUAAAAGCCACUUUGAGAGCAGUACAGGAAAUUUAGCAGUUUUGUUUACUUUGAAGCAUCAGAUUGAGCAUACAAGGUGAUUUCAGAUGACCAACAGAGUCCGUAUUUAUGUGGAGUCACUAAACUGAGAGUACAUGUUGAGUUUCCAGUCACCAGUGCACAACUCUGAGUCCCAACGGGGGGGAUAAAGUUGUGUUCCUACUGUCUAAGUCUGUAAUGAGUCCCCAUGUCUGAGUCUGAGCUCAAGUCAGGUGCCUAUUACCUGAUCCUAAUGCUGCACUCCACUUGUACUCGGAAGUCAGAAUUUCCGAGCUCCAAGUCGGAAAUUCAUCUGGAACGCCCCCCUGAAGUGGGAUUCCCGACUCGGAAAGUCGGACGAUCCUCACCAACCCCGACUUGACGACAACGUCAUAAUUCAAGAUGGCAGCACAGUGCAUCAACAGUAAAGAGUAGCAGUGAAAGCUAUUGUAAUGUAUUUUUUAUUAGCACUUCUGUUUUGUUUUUGUGAAAUUAAAUAAGUGGUAUAUGUUGUACUGCCCAACGUCUAACUUGAUGUCUAACACAGUGUUAUGAUGUUUGUAAGAGUAAAAUACUGUGUUAUGCGUUGUUUACAACUGGUAUAGCUAACAACAGCUAACAACAAUUGACAACGGCCAACAAUAGCUGACAAUUGUAAACAGUAGCUAACAAUGGCUAACAGUAGGCGUCCAUCUUGGUUUUUCAACUUGUUUACUGGAACGCCAUCAACUCAGGUGUAGCAUCAUUCCCAGCUCUGCUAUCCGACUUCCGAGUCCUCAUUACCAGAAUCUGAGUUUUGGUUGUAUUCAGAUAACAGGGACCAAAUAUAGACUCAGGUAAUGGGGAGUCAACUUAGACUUGCCUUCAGGUAAUGAGGGAUGCAGACUAAGGAUCAGAUAAUAGGCACACGAAGGCAAGUCUGAGUUGACUCCCCAUUACCUGACAAGUCAGUUCGAUAUUUCUUAACCCUAAGUAAAGCUGACUCUCCAUUAUCAAAGUCUAAGACAGGGUUUCAAGUCCCAUUGACAAGAUAAGUUUCUGUCCAUGUUUGGCGACUAUUUUCAAACCUGAUUUUUGGCUCUGGGUUUGAGUCAGGCCCCCAUUACCUGAGUCUUAGUCUAUGUUGACUCCCCAUUAACUGAGUACAAGCUGAGUCUUCAGUCCCAAGUGUUUAACGUUUGACAACAUAAAAGAAUCUUAUCAAGUCCCAUUUACCUGAGUGCUAGUAGAGUCCCCAUUUCCUAAACUUGAGAUCAAGUCACCCCAUUAGGUGGAUAAAAAUGUAUGUUUUAUUUUACACCUAAUGACUGUCUGCUUCCAUGACACCGAGAAGGAAAGAAUCAGGACUAUGAAGGAUAUACGAGCUGUCGGGAAAGGAAGGCUCUAAUGAUCUCCAUCAGAGGAUCUGUAGUUGUAUGGCAUCCUGGUUUAAUGAGUCCUUUAGGGUUUACCGUGGUUUGUACUUCAGAUGAAACAACAUGAAUGAAGAGACAAAGUUGGAGUGAUAAAAGACAGGGUAGAAGAAAUGGGAGCAAAGACAGAGUGGAGGGAGACGAGUCAGUGAAGUGAAGAGGAGUGGCACUGUGACAGAGAGGGAAAGUGCUGACUCAGGGUUAUGAUAAUGGGACGGUCUGCUCCUUGAUCCAGCUGCAAAUUAAUUUCCACAGCUCGGCAGUGAAGAAGAAGGAGAAGAAACAAACACAGCUGAACAUAGCUCUUCAUAAAAGAGGGAGGUAGAACCCUUAUCCGUCACACAGGGACCCCAUGUGGGCAUCACACACAGUCACAACUGUUAUGAAACCUUGAAAUUUACUGAAUUUGUUGUUGGCAAAAUUGGAAAUGGAGGCAGGAAAUUUUAAAUACUCGAAUUUACAGUAAAGUCAAUGAAAAGGUUUGCAGUUUUCCUGUAAAAUUGAUCACUUAGUUGGGAUGUAUAGUGGAAAAUUGUUCUUAGAUUGCAAUUUCCUGUCAUUUUAAAUGUUAUACAACCUCUAAAGUCGUCUUUACAGUGUUGGUAGUAACUUCAGUACCAUUACUUAAUUGGCACGGACAAGUCAAAUGUAAAGAAAUCUUUUUUAUUGGCUUUAGUUGGAAGGAAAGGUUGUUGGAUGUGGAUCCCAUUAUGAAACAAUCUUGUUCAAAAACAGGGUCUCAGUUGAUGCUCAGACCCCAGCUGAGUAGAGAGAGGGGCACACAGGCGGGUUCAAAGGUAGAGGGAGAAUGCACAAAAAGAACUACCUCCUCUAACCUGAUGUUAAGAGAUAAAUAACACAACUAUCCCGCAGCUAGUGCGAACUCUGGAAGGUGUUUUAGAUUUAAGGUCAUUACACACUGGGACCAAUGCAAAUAUCCGAUGCGAAAUUAUAAGGGGGGGGGGGCACGCCUGUGGUAGAAGCAAGAAGACUGACACAACAGCAGACUGACUGUUUUUCAGUUCUGAUUGGACACGAGUGUUAAGAUGACUGUCUGUCAUGAUAGCAUGAACUGAGUCGGGGUCAGUGCCAGAUAAGCGCAUUAAACUAUAAUCCAUAAAUGUAAGGUAACAACCGAGACCUAAUGGUGCUGUGACAGCAACGCGAUUGAGUUUGAGACAGUGAAAAAACAUAUGGUAUGUUGUAUCUGAACAGGUUAGCUUACGAGCUAAAGUUACUUAGCACAGAUGAAAGUUAAAACAAAGACGUUUAGCAAACUGUUAAAGCACACAAACUAUUGUCAUAUGAAAGAUCCGAUUCGAUGACCCUUCUCAAGUUGUCCUUCAGGUCCAUAUCUUUGUAAUAUUUGUGUUUUUUUUUCAAAAAGCACUCUGUUCUCCGACACAUAAACGAUCAGCCAGUCGGCCAUUUUGGAUAUACCGGUGAAUCAGACGUUGCAACUACAUGCAAUCUGAUUGGUCAGAAGUGGACACACAGUAUGCGAAACUUAAGAAAAAUCGACCAUGAUCCGAAAAAAUAAAUGCCGCAAUAUCACAGGACGGGAAAACGUCGCUGAUGUGAAUGCUUGUAUUGACAGGAUACAGGGUUCGAAAAAAAAUAUUGACGGCAAAAAAAAAAUUGCACAAAAAAAAGCGCUUGCAGUGUGUAAGGACCUUUAGUCUUUGGAUUAAAAUGCUUUUUAAUUUUCGUCACGUUUUAUACACCUUGAAUCGUGGAGACAGAAAGGAUUACAGUUCACUAGUUGCAGGCACAAAAACACAAAAACAACCCUGCACCCCUCAGCUAACUUAGCCUGCUACACGAUGGAUUAGAUCCUCAGCAGUAAAAAUAUGACUGAUUUUAAAUGCAAAACUUUCAACCUAAAACAAUCUUGUUUUGUCAUAGUCCAGUUCAUGAAAAGAAAACAUGAAUUGAAAUUUGAAAAUCACUCUAGAAGUACAACUUCUGUGUAUUUUUCAUGCUGGUGACAGAGAAUAAAGCCCUGAGCUUAUCGUUUUCAGGUGAGAUGCGCUGUUCCUGCUGGUGAUCUGAACAGUCAUCUAUUAAGAGCUGCAAACAAGAUCGGGGGUUUAGCACACCAAACUGAACAGAGCCACAUCUGAAAGCCCCUGAUCGUCAUUUCUGUACCUGCUGGUUCUACCAUCGUCAUAUUAGAAACUCUGCUCUCCUCUUGUAAUACUGGAGUCAGAGAUCAACUCCACUUUGCACCCAAUCCUACAUGGGCCAUUUGUUAGCAGCAGAGAACAGUGCAUAAUCAUCUCUGGAGACAGAUUCUCUGCACCACGACCACAAGCUUGUCAUUAGCGUAUCUCUCAACACCAACAUCUCAGAGAAGCGGAGACAGUAAAUACAUCAGCCAGUCGCAUAAGUUCAUUACUGAGACCAGGAAUCAACCACACACCGGAUCUCAUAGGGGAACGAAGUUAGCAGCCACCAGUACAAUACAGAUGGGAGGAGUCAGGGAGGAAGUGAGGCUUGUUAGCGGGUUUGUGUCAGGAUUCAUUUUCCAGCAGGAUGGUUGUGAUUGUGUGUGGUUGUUGUGCGCACUGAUGCUUGUCGAGCCAUUUCUGUGGUACAAUCAAGGAGGCUGCCAUGGAGCUAUUUCUGGACUAGAGAGAGGGGGAAAGCCUGUAGCUCUUUUCUCGCUUCCUUACCUCCCACUCUUUUUUUAUCUUCAGCUCUCUUUCUUUGCCUGUCCUUCUAUUCUCACAACGGGGAGCUGCGGGAUGUAGAUAAAUCCCCAGAGAGCUCAAACAACAGGGAACCGUAGAGAGGAGAGGCUUACAGUCUUGUGUUGUGACAGUUUAAGACACAUUAUGUUGGGUUAAUGGGGUAUAAUGUGACUGAUGGAGGGGAAAACUAGCUUGAGGCUUAUUUUUGUUCAUAAAAUGCAAAUUAGAGGAGUUAGAAGAGCUAAAUGUAUCUGUCUAAAUGUCAAAACGUAACAUUUUUAGACUCAACUAACCAGUUUAUCUGUUUUCUUCUCUGCAGGUGUAAACAGGUCAUCCCCAAACUGGACCCACCUCCGCCCUCCUUGAACCGAAAACGGGCCAGCAGGACAUUAUCCCCUGGCUCAGAGGUCACAGCUGUGUUCACCCCCUCGGAGGCCACCGCUAUCGAGACUGCCCCCAGCCGCAGCAGCAGCCUCUCCUUCCCGGACGUCACCCCCAGCUCCUUCUCGUCCGCCGACUUCCACUCCCUCAGCAACGGCGAGAGCAGCUCCGAGGACUCAGGUGUCCGCUCGGAGACCAAGUCCCUGCUGUCGCCUCUGAGAGAUGACGACGAUCUGUUCGGGGACCGCGGGACAUUUAUGACGGCGUCCAGCGGCUGUGACAGUCCGCUGGAGGAUGGAUGUGAAGCAGGUUUCCCCUCCUCUGAACCCUCAAAUUCGGACACCUGUGAGCACCCGCAGCCCUUCUCGUCACCCAUGAAUGAAACCUGCCUUCACAUCAGUUUUUCAGAGGAUGAGUUGCUGGAGAGCAACCAGGAGGACGCUGAUAUCCCACAGAGGAGCUAAACGGAGACGCUCCACUGUGCUCCAAUCAGAUUUUAAUGCAAUACUUCUUAUCAGACCCUUCUAUGUUUGCACUGGGAACCUUAAUUAUUCCGUCCACUUGUGACACACUACAGAGAAACUGUAGCAUAAACCAAUUACUGAAAUAAUCCAUCAUAUGAAUUACUAGCCAACGUACAGAGUUAGUAUUUUUGUAAUGAAUUUAAUGAUUUAAUUUACUUUUAGGGGCUAGAAUGUUUAAGCAGAAUACAUGUAGCAGGUCCUGCACUGUUAAGGUCACUAGUAAUUUACGGUAGAGUUCAAAAGCAAUGAGGGAACACGUUUUAUUUUUGCUAGUAGCCAAGAUGAAAAUGUUAUUUUGUAUGUAUGAUGCUUCACUGAGGCGCAAAGACAAAGAGACGCACAAUGGUGGUGAAGAUGUUCGGGUGUUGGGAAAAGCCUUGUCUUCUGUGAAGCACCUCACUGAAGAAUGUUUGGAAAGAAAAGAACAAGAAAGUGAGAGAAGAGGAAAAUAGGGAUGAUGGAUAGUUUUUGGUUUAUACACAUCCAUUUGAGGCUGUGUAGUAUGUUUUUGUUUACCAAGGUUGAGCGGGUUUUAGUAUGUUUGAUGCUACUUCUGUUGGGGUUUUACAGCGCGGUCAAAGUAGUGAGAUAGCUGAAUGUUUUUUAAAGUCUGCACUAGAUUGUUUGAUUAAUGGAUUUAAUCCUUCAAAAUAGAAGAUAUCCACGUGAAAUGCAGGGUUUGAGGAAAGUACAAGAAGAGCAAACCAUCAAAAACAUCCACUCAAAGAGCUCAUGACCUUUAAAGCUGAGGGUCACAGCUGUUUGAGUGGAUAGUCUGUUAUGAAAUAAAACCACAUACUCGGUAAGUGGAUAUGGGGCUUUUUUUUUCCUCUGUAUGCUCUCACUUUGAGAAAUCCUGAAAAAUGCGCAGAUUGUUUCAUUUACAGCCUUAAAAGAAAACUCCGGCUGUUGCGUUUAUAUUUUGCCUUUAUGUGUAUGGAUCCUGCAAUAAUAGAGAUGCAUGAUAUAGAUUUUUUAAAACCACCAAUUCAGGCUGAAAUCACCUGUUAAUGCACAAAAAAACAAGGAAUAGCUCUGACUUCAAAUUUCAUUUUUAUUAUAUUCUGUUCUAAAUGAAUUAGCAACAUCUCAAGAAAUGAAGCUGAUGUGCAUGUGCUAAAACUGCAGUUCCUUGAGUGUCCACUAGAGGCUGGCUCCAUGCGGACCAGACACCUAAUACAGACUGGGCCAAAAAAAAAAACCAAACAUAUUUUGGGGGUAAAGAUGAGGUCCAUUUCGUAUCCUUUCUAUGUUCCAAAUAUGCCAUUGGUUGGUGUAGUCUUUGAAAGGAAAAAAUGGGUAAUCGACUUUCGUUAAUUCAGUCCUGAGUAAGUUCCUGCAGUUUUCAAAUAUCUGCUGACUCAGUUUAUUGUUUGUCAAUGCUUGUGGCUACUGCUACUUUAAAUUUUCUGUGUACAACUUUGUUCUAUUGUUGACUUUUUAGGUGACUUCUAGGAUUUGUGGUCCAAAACUUAAGGACUUGCAUGUUUUAAAAAUUGCAAUCAUGUUUUCUAACCUGAAACAGUAAAAAAACAAAAAAACACCAGGGUCACCAUUUUAACUCUUGGCUGCACUCUCUUUUCUACAAGAAAGUAACAGCAGAUCCAAAACCAUCACCCACAGUGUGGAAACAUGUAAUAAUAAGUACAUGCAACUUUAAUUAGUUGUUAUGAGCAAAUAAAAUGAUCAUAAAAAUGAAUAAAAACAAAAGUAGAUUAAUGGAAAAAUGAAGAAAAAAUAGAAAGAAAUCAUCUCAUCCCAUUAUUAUCCAAUAAUAAUUUAUUGGAUUGAUGUAUAAAUCAUGCAUCUCAAAUCUGAAAUAUAGUUUUCGCUUGAUUAAAUACAAGGAAACAUAAAAAAAUGUUGUUUGCUCUUACAGAUCUGUGUCCGUACUGUGGAUAUCUCUCUGUUAUUUGGCUGACAAAUUCUGUAAAUAGUAGAUGACUUUUAGAGACAUGACAAAUAAGACGGCAGACAAUUGAAUUUCCCUUAAGGGAUCAAUAAAGGUCUUCUUAUUCUUAUAAUUUCUUUAGUUAAGCACCAAACCCAUCCAAAUGUACCAGAAUAACUUGUUCCAGUAAGUGAAAUGAACAUGUGGAGGUGUUUCCUCUUUGACAUGUAUGUGAUAAGAUUUUGCAGCAUUGUAACAGUUUUUUUUUUCAGCUGUUAUGCGCACUAGUGUGAUCUCUGACAGGUAGAAGUGCCGACAAAUGGCCGUGAGGGGAAAAGCAGCAGAGGCGUUUGAAGAGGAGGGAGUGUAAAGGUGCAGGUGCAGGUGUGAAGCAUUUUACACCCGGGGACGAGGCUUUUCUCAACGUCACGUGUGGUGAGGAGCUGUGAGAGCAAUAACACAAGGAUGGAAAAAAAAUAAAUAAAAGGACUAGUGGAAGAAUAA
This is a messenger RNA of Xyrichtys novacula (pearly razorfish), 66558 nucleotides long. The record is from the annotation of a GenBank genome assembly. Lineage: Eukaryota; Metazoa; Chordata; Actinopteri; Labriformes; Labridae.